AGUCCAAAAACAACAACUGGAAGACCCAACUUUGGGAAUCUGUGCUAUAAACGGAGAGAAACGGGUUUGCUGCUCUAUCCCUUCUCUCUAUCCCUUUUUUCUUUUUUAAUUGUCAGCCCACCAUGAACUAAAGACGACUCCGCUUACCCGAAGGAGCAGCCCCGCCGCAACCUCAACUGGGCCUUGUGGCGAAGGCGGCCGCCGGCAGCAGCAGAAGCGCCGCCCCACCCGACAGCACCUCGGCGGUUGAGAGCUCAGAGGCGGCGAUGGCGGAAGACAAGCCGCGGAGCGCCGCCCAGGCUAGGAGCCGCCAUCGCGCAGGUAAACGGGAGACGACGGCGUUUUCUCGCGCGCACCCCCCUUUUCCUUCCGUGGGCCGUUCCUCCCCGCUUCCUGUGCGUGCGUAGCGAACGGGGAGGGACGAACCAACCGGCGUUCCUGGAGGGGUGACCGCGAGGCGAAAGAAUUGCGGGGGGGGGGGGAGGGAUUGAAGGCGUCGGGAGUGAGAGGACAAAAUGCCCCCCAUGCCACACAGACAGUGCGAGACUCCUCCACGCACCUAGGGGCCCGAGGUCCCUUCAGCCCCUCCCAUAAAAUAUUUGAGGGGGCAGGCCUCCCCACAAGCUGUUGGGCAUUCAAAUGGUGUGCCUUGUGGUCUAUUAGGGUUUACCCCCCCCCCCCCAGUAUUUUAUUCAAGUUUACAGUAUGGGCAUGGCCAGGAUUUUUUGUUGUUGGGAAAGUUGAGCUUUUUUUGGGGGGGGGGAGAUAGCCCCCAAAGUUGUUUUUUUGUAAGUGGGUGUGGUGGGCAGAACUAUAGUUGAUCGAGAAUUUUUACUCAUUUUUGAGGAUUUACAUGCAUGCCUGGCGCCUGCUAAGUCCACCCAAACUCCUUUUGCUGUGUGCUUCGGUUUUUAACAUUGGGCUUGCUUUCCUAGGAAGCGACCACCACUGAAUAGGAUGGGUCCCUGCUUUUGACAAAUGUGGCAUAGGUUUGCGCUCUUAAGAGGGCAAUUCCCUAUAAAGUUACUACUGAGUGUUUCCUGUGGGAAAUGUUCCUCUGCAAAACAUGGCUGGGAUCGAGGUUGGGUGGCCACCUGCCAGGGAUGAUUCCUUCAGCUGUGGUUCCCACACUGCAAAGGGUUGGGAUAGACCAGCCUUUGGGGUCCCUUCAAACUCUACAGGAUUCUGUGUUGCACACCUGCCAUUUCAUCAGGGGCAGGGGAACCUCACCCAACACAGCCAGAGGACUUGCUUUCAAUUAAGCUCACAUGGCUCACGCACUCAAAUCGGGCCAGACUGUAGCUAAGCGGAAAGCGCUGCAUAUAUAUGGGGAGUUAACCGACUCCCCCCCCCCCUUGGCGGUGCUUUUCUGCCUUUGCCCACGGCUACAUGAGGAGAUACGUACAGCACCUGUUAAACUCUGCUGUCAGAAAACGGCCUUGCCAAAAUAAAACGUAGGACCUCAAUUUACAAGGGUGGCGUUCAGGGAAACGGCAGGGCUUCGUCAUGUGCACAGGAUUCUCUUAUGGGUCAUACGUGUAAGGUGGUGCCCAUUUACUUAGGUAUAAUAAAUAGGCUCAUGCAAACUGUUCUUCAAAAUGUUGAAAUACUGCUUAGCCUAGUCCUGGCCCUUUAACAGGAGACUGGAACAAAUUUUAACCUGUGACACGUUUCCUGGCACAGAGAUGUAAGGAGAAAGCACCACUUGCUUAAAUUUGGCCUCUGAGGCUGCCACUUAAAGGAGCAACACCGGGACAGAGACUUGGCAACUCUGCCAAUGAAGUGAUUGGUCCUGUAAAGUAUUUCAAUUCUGUUUAUGAGUGCAUAAUAUAAUAGCCUUUCAGCUUACCCAUCUUCCAUCUAUUCAUUCAGUAUUGCUAAUUUGGGCUACGAUGGCCUUCUGUAAACAAGCCUGGGCAGUAAACAUGUAAAAACAACUUUUUUCCACAGUUUAACUUUCCUGAAACUGUGUAUGUGAUAAUGAUUCAAAUAUAUUAAUUGGCACUUAGUGGUGUUGCGUAUUUACCUGGACUCUUGUUCUGCAGGGCAAGUAGUCAUCUUUGCAGAUGGUAAAAGUUCGCUCUAAAAUUACACAUGCAACCAAAGACAAAUUGCAAAAGUCUCCUUAUGCUUUAUGGCGUGCUUCUGCAGUGUACAUUCAGCUUUUUUCUCUAAGUAUUUGCAUACAUAAUUAUAGAGAACUUUCGUUUCCAGACACCUGUAUAAUACAAUUCACAAACUUCUAUAAGCAGACACCAAUGUACUAAAUGCAUUAAAAUGCAUGAAAGCACUUUUUUUUGAAAAGAGACUCAUGAAAAGUAUUCCCCAAAUGUCUUAAGUCAGUAUAAUCAUUUGUUUGCAUGUUAUUAUUUUUAGGAAAGAAACAGUCGAGUGCUUUGAAAAAUGAAGAUGCUGCACAAAGGUAUCAUAUCUCUAAACAUAGCAUAGUUAAACCAAAUACUGUUAAACCAACAACAUCUGCAAGGCCACAGGUUUCCUAUACCUUGUGUUAUUCAUAUGGUUAAUUUGUUCUCUUGUAGGAAGGCGGCGCUUGAAGCUGCCAUUAGAAAGAAGAUUGAAGCUGAGCGAAAAGCCUUGCAGGUUGUCGAACGUCUGUUGGAAGAAGAUAUUACAGAAGAAUUCCUUGUGGAUUGUGUAGGUCCUCUUUUUCUUGGCAAGUUUAAUACUGCUUUGUGUUUCAAAAAGUUUGUUGUUACUGUUGGAUAAGCUUUUGCCAGCCUCCUGUAUAUCAUCUGCACACUCAUUCCAGUCCAGACGUAGUUUGCAGACACUUAGCAAUGCAUUUCCGUGUUUGCUCAGGAAUGAGUCCCACUGUUUUAAAUGAGGCUUACUGAAUGAAAGUGUUCUGUGUUCCAGUGCACAAGUCCCAUUAAAAUCAAAGGCGCAUCUUACGUUUGCAUUCUUUGUCCCUUCAAUUUUCAUGCAGAGAUGCAUAUACCUAUUAGAAACUUACAGACUGCUUGUGGCUAACCUAAGUUUCUCUGAUUUUAGUUAAAUCAUAGCUCAUUAAGGCAGGAUACGGUAGCAAAGUUGGGACAAAGGAGGGGUCUUCUUUUGCUUAAAACAGGAAAUAGUGUGACAAGCUUGAGGGUGGAAUUUUAAAAAUAUGGCACACUGUGGAUGGUCCUGAAGUAUGACCGGCUUUUCCCAGAGUGGUACAUUCAAGAUUUCCAGUCAUAGUAAAUUGCUUGUGGUAGAAAUAGAACAGAGCUUAGGAGUUAGGGAGUUCCUUGAUCUUUUUAAUGCUACUCUGUACAGUUCAGGCUGCGACCCAAUACACCCUUAUGUGGGAGUAAGUCCCCUUGAACAAAGUGGGUCUUACAUCUGACUAGGCAUGCAUAGGGUUGUGGUGUCAGAUGAUUGUUUAGAUCUCCUCAACCCUGAAAAGAGUUUUGGUCUCUACCAAACAACCCAUAUUAAUGCCUUCUCUUAGGGCAGGGCAUUUUCAGCCCACGGGCUGCAUUGGACACUCCACUCCUUCUUUAUUUGCUCCUCUCUUGCAAGCAGCAGGUGUCCUGGAAGAUUUGAGGGAGUAGCAGAUACUACGGAGUCCCAUCAGAUAUUUGUAAUCCCAUCCAGACAAACAAGAGGCAUUAUCAGAGUUCAAGGACAUAUUCCAGCCAGGCAUAAACACUCAAAGUGUGAAACAGUGCCAACAAGGGGUGUGGCUUGUAGAAAAAGGGACGUGGUAUGAGAAGAGCUCAAAGGACCAGAGACAGACAGACCUAGAGUUUGUCCCCCACCCCUGCAGGCCUGAUGUUCCCCAUCAUUGCUGUAAGGCAUUUUCUGUUCCCCGAUUUUGCAGAUGGAUGCACUGAAGUGGGAAGAUAGUGACUUCUCUAAGGCUGCACAAUGAGCUCAUCAUGGAGAUGAGUCUGAAAUGGGAGACUUCCUUGUUUGUAACUCAGACUCUUAGUUUUCAGGGCUCCUACAUAUUCUGACAGCCCAAUCUGAGGCACUUUUCCUUUGGGUGUUGGUGGGAGACUCCAUGGAUUUCCAUGAAAAUGACUUCCAGUAAAAACAAACAAAACAAUGUUUUAUUACAAUUUCAGAACUUAAUGUUUCAUUCUUUAAAAUCCUUCUAAGAGAGUAAGGUACAUUGCACUCUUGCUGGGCGACCCUAAUCAAAUUGAAUGUUGCAGCCACCUACUUGGAAAUAAGCCUCAUUGAAGAAAAUGUGACUUCUGAGUAAUCAUAAUUACAUAGUCGUGCAUAUAAGCACCACAAGUGAUGGCAGCUGGAAGAUGUGCAUCAUUUAUGCAAAAUAUUUUAAGCGGUCUCUGUUCUGUUCCAUCCUGCCAGAGGAAAAGCAGUUGUUGCUUCUUUGUUUUCAUUCAGAAAAAAAUUAGAGAGAGAAUCUAAAAGACAGACUCCCUUUGUCAUUGUUCGCAGUUUCUGUUCCUUUUCCAAUUUUCUGCUGCUUUGUUUUCUCGAAAACGCUUUUUCCUAUUCUAAACUUUUUAUUUGUUUUGAGUUUCAAGGCAGUACCCUGUAACUUACAUCUGUGUGUUUUCAUAUUUUCAGGGGAAGAUUAUAACACCUCCUCACUAUAAGGAUGUUGUGGAAGAACGCUUUAUCAUCAAGUUGUGUGGCUACCCCAUAUGCCGAAAGAGGCUACAGAAUGUAAGAAUCUAUGAGUGGCUUCUUUAUAUUUCUGCAGUUUUGCAUCUGUCUUCCUGUGUUGGAGUGUGGUGUCUGGUCAACUGAACUUCACUGGUGCAUGGACAGGAAUCCUUGGUCAUCUUUGUGUAGAUCAGCCUUCCAUAAUCUGAUGCCUUCCAGAUAAUAUGGACUGUAACUCCCAUCAGCUCCAGCCAGCAUGGCCAGUAGUUAGGGCUGAUAGAAGUUGUAGUUCAAAAUUCUGUAGGGCACCAUGUUGGAGAAGGUUGGUUGAGAGACAGUGGUUUGGCCAAAGUCACCUAGUAAGCUAACUGGCUAAGUGAGGAUUUGAACCCAGGGCUCCACAGCUUUAGAUGAUUAUUUAAUUUAUAUGCCAUUUAAUGCCCAAGCAGUUUACAAGAACAAAACCCAAUUAAACGAGCAUUAAAUACAAGCACCCAUAAUUAAAAUGCCCAAUUAAAAUAAACAAUAAAACAGUCUCAUCAAAACACCAACAUAUAAAGAUCCAUAAUUAAAAUAUGCAAUAAAGCAAUCCCAUUAAAACAGCACAGUAAUUAAAACGGGAGACUUGAGUCAAGAUUAUCUGUUUGCACAUUGGCCACCUUUCCCUCCCCAGUGUGGCCAAGAUAGGAGAUCAAAAGCUUUUGCUUCUAUUUUCGACUAACUGCAGCUUAGCAUUAGGUUUGAAUUCAGACAAAAUGUGGUUAGUCUUAACUAUGAUUUACCCAAACAAGCCAACUUCAAACCUUGGUUUAUGAAGCUGGCAUGUUUCAAUAAACCAUAGUUAAUAUUAGCCACAGUUUAGGUUUUGGAUGUAAUGCUAAACUAUGGUUGAUCAAAAAUGGAAGCAAAAGCUUUUGAUCUUGCAGUUGCACCAGAGGAGCACAAGGCUCAUGUACAUAACAAUGCACCAUAGUUCAUUGCUGUGUCCAAUUCAGGUAUUUGGCUUUUCUUACAGAGGGUAAGGAUUUGUAUUUUUAAAAAUUGAUAUAGCUUAGGUGGGGCAGCAUGUUGCUCUCCACGUCUCAAGACUUCAAAUGCAAGCUGAAGUCCUCAGCAUUUAAACAAAAAAUGUCAGCAAUUUUCAGAAGUGUGGUUUAAGAAGCUCAGUUCAACAUAAUGUGGUUUGAUCAGUAGUGUUAAUUAUGGAAUAUUCUUUUAGAGGAGAGGAAUGCUAAAAGGAGCACUGACACAUUUGCAAAACAGUGUUUGUGAUUUAUUUAUUUUUAGGUGCCAAAACAAAAGUACAAAAUAUCAACCAAAACAAACAAAGUGUAUGAUAUUACUGAAAGAAAGGUAAGUUUAAAAGCUGGUUGUUACAUUAUCAUUUCUUCGUUUAUUGUUGUUUAGCAAGAAAUUGGUUCAGUGUUGCCGAGGGCUCUAGAGGUGUAAUGCUGGCUGCAUGCAAGGUUCUGGGUUGCUAUUUCUUGCUGCUGUUGGCUUCUUCAGCUCUUUAAGUUCCUUUGCCAAGUACCUCUUCAUGCCCUACCAAUUCAGAGCCACAGAAAGAGCAACUUGCAGCGUAAUGAAGUCAGUACAAGCUGAUUUGCUGAGCUUUGUGACACAUGACUAGAUUGCAACUCAGAGGCAGAGAAUAAUUGCUCUUGCAUUGCAUCCUACUUCCUGUUCUUAGCAACUGGUCUUAAAAUGUUAAUAAUCUGUAUUCAGUGUGUUAGCUGAUUCUUCACACUCACCAAUCUAUUAAAGUUUUUAUCAAGUUUAUAUCUAUUUUGUUAAGUAUAAAACUGACAUUUGCUGUUCUCUUGGGGGGGGCAGUGUUUUUGCAGUAACUUCUGCUACAGAGCAUCAAAAUACUUCGAAGCUCAGAUUUCAAAAAGUCCUGUGUGGCUGCGAGAAGAAGAAAGGUAAUUGGAUAAUGUUGUUUGGCUAGGCCCAGGGUUUUGUUCUUGGGCAUCAUUUGAAAGGGAAACAACACCAAAAACAUGCGUAGAAAAAUACACUAUUCUUUUCUUUUCAGUGCAUUUCAAGAUAAUACCCUUUGUCAAAAGAUGUAGCCCAGGGAUGGAGAAGAUUUUUUUCCAGCUGGCUAUUCAGGUGCAAUAGCAGGCUCAAACCCUUAUUAACCUCUUAAGCAUGGUCAAUCUAGCUGAACUGCAUGACUGUAUUUAAAGAGCUGAGGGAGGAACUUGGUUCAGGAAUAUCCAGCUAAGGCAGAGGGUAGCAAACCUCUGACCCACUUGCAUAAGCCUCUCCAUGUGGCCCCACAAGGCCAUUUUGGCCAAGCCAUGCCUAUGGCCACCCACCCUACACCUGAUUUCAUACAUGUAGCAGAUUAACAGCCUGGGUGAAUGGUUUUGCUGGUAACUUUGAAGCCAGAGUUUUGUUGGGUCUGGGGCAGGUAAUGGCUCAGUUGAAAUGUGGUUUGUGGGCUGAUCUGAUCAGCAGUGCCUGCCAAGCCCUGUGCAAAUCUGUAUGCACAUAGGCUUCCAAGGCCUAAUGAUCAGCUGUUUGUUGGGUCUUGUGAAACCCUUUGGAAAGUGGGAGGCUAUGUGUCCCCCCAGGAUCUGCCUCCUGUUGUGAGCAUUAGGUCUGCUCCUUCCAGCUCUGCUGGAUCAGGCCCCAUUUCAAAUCUACUGUAUCUGUCUUUUUAAAGGCAGGAUUACCUUGCCUAAUCUUAUUAGAGCAGCUGUCCUAAUUUUAGCAACAAUACCAAAGGGGACUGUGAUUCAGUCUUUGGAAACAGGACACUUGCCUAAUAGACUCUUAGAGUAGACCUAGUCAACCUAGGAGGUAGGAAAGGAAUCUGACUAGGCUAAAGAGAAAAAUUGUGACUUGCAAAUUACCAAGUUGCCACUGGGUGUCACCAUCUCACUAUUCGGAGGCAAAAUGCCACAGAAAUACAGCAAAAAAACCCACCACCUUAUUAAAGGCCAGUUCCAGGUAACACAUGUGGAUAUUGAUUAAAAAAUCAGAACCAAUAAUCUAUUACUAGGUAUCAGUCCUGAAUAGAUUAUUUCUAAAUUCCAGAAGUUGGAAGAACAUUUUCUUUUUGUGCUUUCAGACCAAAAAAGUAAAACUUCACUUGAAUUGCAUGAAGUUAUUCUGAGAUAAGUGCAGUAUCCAAAAGUAUGUUGCUGCGAGGCUUUCUUUUUUUUCCCAUUUAAAUGAUGCCAGCUUUAGAAACCUGCCCACCUCCCACCCAAUAGUGAUGCUAAACACAUUGCAAAAAAAUCAUUGCCAACACAUAUAGUCCUUGAUCCAGGAAUAGUUGCACCCAAAAAGGUUUUUCUAAAGACAAAAUAACAUGGAAGUGAAGACAACUCCUGACAUAUCACAGAGUCAUAUCAGAAAGAGCUGCUGAGCACCAGUUUUAGGUAUUUUUAUGAUACUUUAAGGAUUCCCCCCCCAAAAUACUUUGUAAGAGCACAUUUUCACCUGGAACUGCAUUGUUCUUCCAUGGCCUUUGGAAUCGCCUCCAGCAUAAUGCUGCCCCAUCGCCAUCAGGUCCAAAUUGAGCAGUUGGAAUGGAUGCAAAGAACAUUUCUGGCUAGGAUUGUUUUCUCCCGAUACAUUCUAAGCCAGUAGCAGACAUCAGGAUAGGGUGAUGGUCAGUACUGUAUUAGUUCCAUUGCCAGUGAGUUUGCACCUUGCUGACCGGCCCCUUGCCCCUCCCACUCUUCUUCCAGCAAACAGCAGCAGUGACCCAUCUUCCUGGAGGUCAGAUAAGUGCUGCUACCCUGCUCCGUCAUCUGUUACCGUUCUUAGCCCAGCUAUUUGAAGAUUCAAGUUUUAGUCUUAAACAUGCAUAACUGGGGAGUAAGCACCAGUGAAAGCAGCGGGACUUACUUCUGAGUAAACAUGCUGUGCUGUAUGUUUUUCAAACUUAUCCUGAUGCUUCCUAUUCAUGUGCCUUUAGGCACGUAAACGUGCAGGUCAGAACUUACCAUUAGCAGUGGUUCUCCUCUCCUCUCCCCAAAUUAUUGGAUCUGAUUAGGUGGGUUAAUGUUGUUUACCAGCCUGGAUAGCUCAGUUGGUUAGAGCACUGUGCUGAUAAUGCCAAGGUUGCAGGUUUGAUCCAGCUGCCUAUUCCUGCAUUGCAGGGGGUUGGACUAGAUGAUCCUCAGGGUGCCUUCCAACUCUACAGGUCUAUGAUAAACCUUUUAAAUCAUUGCCAGACUACUCUAGCUGUAAACCCCAGUUCUCGAAUCAUUGCUCAAAAUCAAUUUAAUUUCUAAAAUGCACUUUUUUUGUUUUCCAAGGCCACCAGACAUUGAAUUGCUGAAGGAUGGGGAAAGGUACGGUAGAAGUGGUGGUUUCAUUUAUGUAUCCACAAUCUGGUUGAAAGAAGUCUUUGAUUUCCUGUUCUCUUCUGUCACACGGCCACGGCUCUUGCCGGCCUCCAGAAAGAGCUGUUUGCCUUGAUUGUUUCCCCCUUUUGUGAUGGCGAAGGGUCUGUUUGAUCUGUAUGAUUUACAGCUGCCCCUAGUGCUGCGGCACAAUCGGACCUGUUGAAACAUGACACAAGCACAGUGUUUGCUCUCGGGCCCGAAGCAUCGGUGUUUUGUAUGUGACUUUCUUUGUAACUGAAAUGAGACCAAUUAUAUGUGCCGAAAGCUUGUUUACAUCUUCAGGUAAAAUGUCAAAUGGGCAGAUCCACUGGUUUUGUAUUCAUUUAAAAGGAGAGAGAAAGCUUUGGCUGGAUCUGCAAUCUGGUGGGUUUUGUGUGUGCGUGUUUCAAUGGCUUUAUUUUGCUUGGUUUCUAGUGGUCCAUACUUCGUCUGCAUCUAGAGCAGAAUGCAAUUUCACAGCAGUUGCUCUUCUAGUAUAUCACUGGGGGCAGUGCUUGUUGUCAUAGAAAUAGUUAGGAUCUAUUUAUUUGGUCUUUUAAAAAUCCCUUUCUUUACAAAUCCAGAAAUUAUUAAACUGGUGUUUCUCAAAGGUCCAGUUGCUUAGGUACACUUUAUCCCCAUGUGCAAAAUUACUUUAUUGGCCCAAAUGUAAGACACACCCACAAAUAAGAUGCAUCUUUAAAAUUCAAGGCUUAUUUACGGGUGUGACCCGCCUCCCAGCACUACCUCCCCAAGCUGUCGCCGGCCGCUCGCCCCGUUCAGGGCAGUAGUGCCAGGAGGCGGGCGGGCAGCGCUCAGUUCCGAAUAUAAGCUGCACUUUAACUUUUCACAAACAGAAUUUGGGGCGGAAAGUGUAGCUUAUAUUCAGGCCAAUACAGUACUUCAGAGGGAACGUCUGCCUCCACAUCAGCCUGCCCGUUGGCAGAAAGCAUCAAUCAUCUGGGGCUCUCCUCUGGGUGACGCUGCUGUCAAAAGCGAGGCAGGUGGCAGCUAGGGAGAGAGAGGCCCCAUCUGCACGAUGCAUUUAAAGCAGUAACAUACCACUUUAAACAGCGAUGGCUUCCUCCAAAGGAUCCUGGGAACUGUAGUUCGUUAAGUCUGGAGAGUUGUUAGGAAACACUUCACAAAGCUACGAUUCCCACAGUGGUUUAAUUGUCCGUCUUUCUUUCCAGGGAACUCUGGGACUUGCAGCUCUAUGAGAGGGUCUCCUAACAACUCUCAGUUCCCUUAACAAACAAACCUGGGAACAAACAGUUCCCAGGAUUCUCUGGGGGAAGCUACGACUAUUAAAAAUGGCACAAUGGUGCCUUUCAGUGUCAUGGAUGUGAGCCCCACAUUGGGUAGAAGAUUCCUGCAUUGCAGGGGAUCCCUUUCAGCUCUACAAUUUUAUGAUUCUGUGAAAAGUGUAGUAUAGAUAAUGGCAGAGAGAGAAAGAGAGCCUUCUCAGUGGUGGUACUCGGUGUAACUCCCUCCCUAGGAAAACACACUUGUCAUGAAUGUGAAGACCGUCUCUCUCUUCAGAUCUCUAGUUAAUAAACAUGCUUGUUGGUUUGUUUGUUAUUAAUUUAUGGCAGGCAUAGGCAAACUCGGCCCUCCAGAUGUUUUGGGACUACAACUCCCAUGAUCCCUAGCUAACAGCACCAGUGGUCAGCAGGGAUGAUGGGAACUGUAGUCCCAACACAUCUGGAGGGCCGAGUUUGCCUAUGCCUGAUUUAUGGCUUGCCUCAAGACAUACCAUAAAAACAGCUAAAAUAGUGACAAGAACAAAUUUUAAAACAUGAAAAUGGGUUUAGAAUCAAUGCAAAACAAACACCUAAAGCAGAAACCUUUUCACUCAGCUGGGAAAGCCUGUUGAAGCAAACAAACAAAAAACGAAUCAGUUAUUUGCAGAAAAUGGGUGCCUUCCAUAUCUCUACAGGAUGCUGUUCCGUAGAACGGGAGCAGCCACGCUGAAAGUUGCUGUGAUGCUUUUAUAGCUGCCAGAUUCUCCUUUCACUUAUUUUAUCCUUUUUUGUUUUGUCAAUGUGUUUUUAUAUUUGUUUGCUUCCCCACCCCCAACAGUGGCCACUCUGGGAAGGAAGUAAAAUUAGUCAACGAAGCAAUCAACACUUUAGACAUUGAAAACCCUCUUCCAGCAGCGACCCAGGGCGACUCCAGCAUAGACAGUGAGAGCAGCAGUGAGGCCGAACAAGAAUUCAUAUCCUCCGUUCUGCAAGAAAAGAGUGUACAUCCAUUGCCCAGAAAGGGUAUUCUCAAAGCGAAGUGCAUGCGGAGAGCACAACCCAAACCUAGCAAUGCAGACGCCUCAAUUGAUGAUGCCGCAGAGCAGUUAAGUCGGUGCAAAUUAGACACUCGAGAAAAAGAAAAUGUUCUGGAUAGCUCUCGGAUUAAAGGAGCUCCUGUUUCUCUAUCCAGUCCUACUUCUGAAACUGUCCGGCUCUCUGAAGGCUUUGGCGAUAGCUCCAGCGGCUCGCAAGUAGUUUUCCUGGGUGUGAGCCCAAAAGGGGCAGAACUGUUUAAAAGGUUGCUUGCCAAAUCGAAACAGGCUGCAAAGCCUAGCUGGGAAGGCCCAGCCAACCCCCCCACUGCCAAAUGUAGCUUGCUAGAAGGGCUGAGGCAGACCUUUACUGAAUGGAAGACUGAGGAAACGGUGAAGCUCCUCCACGGCAGCGACGCCGCAGCCACCUAUGUCCCACAGACCUCUCCGGCAGCUGACCAUGAGGAAGAGGAGGAGCUUGACGAGGAUGACUUGGAGAGUGUUGAUGAACCUAACAAGGCCGCUUCUGAGAGAGGCGCCCAGAACCCUCUGAGCCAGCCGUUGCCUUUCAAGGCCUCGAGUCCAGCAGCGAAACCUAUACCCAGCUACGAGAAACUGAAAGAAGAGACCUCGCAGUUAGAGUUAAAGGUGCAGGAAUUUUACAGAGGAAACUUCGCCUUAGGCGAAGAAGAUCUGGCAACCGUGUCGAGAGGGGAGCAGCAUCACAGCAAUGACAAUGUAAGUAUCUUGCUGGAGAAAUAGGCUGGUUAAAGACAUGCACACACCCCCUCCUCCCCAAAAAAGCAGUCUUUUUGUAAACCUUGAUUUAUGAAAGAACUCUGUGCAUCAAAGCCGAACAAUAAUAAUACCGUAUUUACUCGAAUGUAAUGCACACCUUUAUUUGGCCAAAAUAUACCGUGAAAAUUAGGGCACGCAUUAGAUUUGAUGGCGUGUUUACAUUCAUCAGCAGAUACUUUUUUGGAUUUUGAGGUUUUGAAAAUUGAGGUGCGCGUUAGAUUCAUUGUCAAAUACGACAAUAACAAUGCAGAUGUAACAAUGAAGGUAAAAGAUUAGGAGCAGCGCCUUGGGUGCACGCCUGCCUCCUGUCUGUUCACACACUGUCCUUCAUUCUCACGUGCAAAUUCCACCCCACCUCCUGCUUCCCUUUUUGGAACUGAAAAUGGUCUACAUUACAAGUUUUUGCCAACUGUAGCUAGUAUCCAACGAAGUCUGAUGCUAGCGAGACCAGUGGUCAGGGAUGAUGGGAAUUGUAGUCCGAAAACAGCCAGAGACUCAAGUUUGGGAAACCCUGCUCUGAAUCAGUAUAAGGCAGCUUCCUAUGUUAAACGUUAGUCUUUCUAGCUUUGCAUUGUCUGCAUUGACUGGUAGAGGCUGUCUGGGGUUUCAGGCAGAGAUUUCCCCCAGCCUUACCUAGGGAAGUUGGGGGUUGAAUCUGGGACCUUUGGCAUGCAAAGCAGAUUAUCUACCACUGAGCUAUGGCCCUCCUGUGCAGCAUAUUUUAUGUCACCACCCCCCAAAAAAUACUUUUGUUGUGCCCUGUAGGGUGAUCAUCAGCGGCCCCCUGCCCUCCCGCUUGUAGAUUCUAAAGCUCAGCAGCAGAUUCGGACACGGAUUGUCCUCGAAAAGCUUCGGAAAGUGUAAGUACUUCUUUCACACCUGCUGUUCAGACACCCAGAAGGGAGCCAUUUGUUGAAUUGGGAGAAUCACUUAAGGGGUGAGACUAAAUUGCGAGCGUAGGCUAAAGUCCAGCAAAGCUAAAUAUAGUUUUUUUAAUUAACCAUUCAUGACCAGUGUUCUCAAGGGAGUACAUUCGCUAAUAAAUGGCCUGAUUUUGCUUUCUUUCCAGUUUGCCUGCUGUUUUGGGCCCUCUUCGGAUUCCUCUUGGGGAUGUUUACAGUGAACUUAAAGAUCUCGUUAAGACUUUCAGGUAAGCAGAAAAGACUCUUUUCCCAAAACAUUUUUUAUUGAUUUUCCAAAUUUAUAGACAAACAAACAUAAAUCCUAACUAUAAUUGUUCCACUAUUGUUAACAUUGUUAGGUGACUUCCUCGAAUCCCCCUGGCUGAGUUUCAAUGUAUAUCAUUGUAAGAGUUUUCCAAAACUAAUUUCUCAUAAAAUUUACUUAGUCAAUUAACAUCUUUCUUUCUUAUCAUAUUAACUUUAAACAUAUUAUUCUAUAACAUCACAUAUUUAAUUCCUAAGCCAAUCUGGUAUUUGCAAGUAUUUCUGUUUAAGUUAUCUUAACAUAUUUAGCUAAAUAGUCUUUAAAUUUCAUCCAUUCCUCCUGGUACUCCUCCUCCUUCUGGUCGCGGACUCUUCCGGUCAGGUCGGCUAGCUCCCAAAAAUCCAUCAUCUUCAUCUGCCAUUCCUCCACGGUUGGCACUUCUUGUGUUUUCCAGGUUUUUGGCUAACAAAAUCCUAGCAGCAGAAAAGACUCUCAGAGCUGACUGCUGAGAUAGCUCGGUCGGUAGAACAUGAGACUCUUAAUCUCAGGGUUGUGGGAUUGAGGCCCACAUUGAGCAAAAGAUUCCUUCAUUGCAUGGGGUUGGGCUAGAUGACCUUUGUGAUCCCAACUUUAUGAUUCUUAAGCGGCACCAGUGAGUUGCAAGCUACUAUCCCUUAUUGUGAGAACAUGGGUAAAGAAUUAGAGUCCUAAAGUUGGAGUGAUACUUGUGGGUCAUUGUGUCUGGCCAAGUUUCCUAAAGCAGGGUGGCUGAAGGCUAAAUCCGGCUCCUAUGUAUUCAAAAGCAUGCUUAUUUUACCUAGCGUGCACAUCUGAAAUAAUAGAGAAUUUGUAGUGUAAAAUCUGGCAUCUUGCCCAUAAUCUGAUAUCUUUACUCAGAAUUUUCUUAUUUUUGUUUUGCAUGUUAAAACCAAGCUUCCAGUCCUGGGUUUCAAAGGUUUAGCAAAUUGUGUUGGCUUUGUUGUUGUUGCUUCAAGGGUUCAGGAAGUGGGAGUUCUAUAUUGGUCUUCAUAUUCACAAUCUGUCCUUACCAAAGCAAUGAAAACCCCCACCUUCUGCAAACUAAAGUAAGCAAAUAUGUACAUCCAUCAGAAUAUCACUGUGAUCCUAAAAGUAAUCUUGUCUGAAUUCAUUAGAUUAAAGCUGCACAUGAAGGCAGUUGCAGUUUGUAUAUUCUGAUUGCAGAGUUUCUGGUGUUUACGUUUCGGAGAUUUCUUUUAAGCACAAAAAUAAAGACUUCACUAUGAAAUAUGCUGAGUUUGGAAGGGACUCUGUGUGUGUGUGUGUGUGUGUGUGAGAGAGAGAGAGAGAGAGAGAGAAAGAGUCGGGGGAAAGGAAGAACACAACCUCAUCAUUUUUCAUUCUUGAAAAAUGAUGCAACUGUUCCUUUUUAAUUAAGUAGUAAGCCACAUAUAGGGGCGCAGGUGGCGCUGUGGGUUAAACCACAGAGCCUAGGACUUGCAGAUCAGAAGGUCGGCGGUUCAAAUCCCCUUGACGGGGUGAGCUCCCGUUGUUUGGUCCCUGCUCCUGCCAACCUAGCAGUUCAAAAGCAUGUCAAAGUGCAAGUAGAUAAAUAGGUACCGCUCCGGCGGAAAGGUAAACAGCGUUUCCGUGCGCUGCUCUGGUUCGCCAUAAGCGGCUUAGUUAUGCUGGCCACAUGACCUGGAAGCUGUACUCCGGCUCCCUCGGCCAAUAAAGCGAGAUGAGCGCCGCAACCCCAGAGUCGGCCACAACUGGACCUAAUGGUCAGGGGUCCCUUUACCUUAAGCCACCUAUAACAUGUUAUGGUAGGUGAGUGAGAAAUAAAUGAUAGCAAUGAAAUUGUUCAAUCGCUUGUUUAGAGUUCACUGGUUAUGAAUGUAAUCUGUAGCCUGGUACCAUGUUGUCAGAAUGCAGAGAGCAUGUGUUCAGGUACAUCUGGAAUCUUCCCCAACUGUUCUGCAUUUCUCUUUCCAUCUUCUUCUGACAUUUUCACUUUUACGGUCUCCUCUUCAACCUAUGACCCCUCUGCCUGCCCCACCUCUCUUGAUACCAUUGGCUUAGCUGCCCUGAUGUCAUGGAUCUGCUUAGGCCCUGCACAGCUGUGUGGCAGGAAGGGAGUGCUUGGGAGGCCUUUAGAAGUGGAAUUCCAGGGGCCACACGAUUGUUAGCUCUGCGUGUCGUGAAUUUUUGGGAGAGGCAAACCAAAAUGGACAUAAUAUGGAACAUUCUAAGUCUUAAAAUAUUUUUAAAAGUUUAGAAGAUCAUUAGGUGAGUGUAUUUCUGCUCAGUGUAUUUUUGGUGACCUGUACACUUGGUUAUUUAUUAGCUAUGGGUUGUGACGGAUUAUGGUGGUUAGCACUGAUGAGGAAAUUAAGGUCGCCUUUCCUUCGAAGGGAGGCAGAGAGAGGAAGGAUCAACUUUAAGAGACAUAUUAUUCCACCUUCAGUGACCUCAUGCAAUCUUAAUGCUAUCUUGCUUUCCUAACUGCCUUCUUUCAUUCUGGAAGCAAACCAUUGUGCAUUAUAUCGGCACUAGUGGGUUUUUGUUUGUUUUUUGUGCUAACCAUGGCUACCUCCUUUGCAACCAUGAUUGGAAAUGGAUUUGCAAACCACGGUCAUAAUGCAAUGCUGCAUUCAUUUAGCUCCAGAAAUUAAAGACGAUAGGUAAAAUUGUGCGUCAGGAGGAAGCCCAAGUCUGUGGCCUGUCAGAUAUUGUUGAACUACAACCCCCAUCAUGCCUGACCAUUGGUCAUGUUGGCUGGAGCUGAAGAGGGUUUGAGUCCAAUAACAACUAAAGGGCCUCCGGUUCACCAUUCAUGAUGCCCAGCAAUAAUCUUUUGUAAAGACAAUUGUGACUAAAAUUAAAACCAUCGGCACUUGUCAGAUGAAAUUACAUUAAUUACAGCUUGGUAUGUGGCUAAAAGGCAAUGUUGUAAUAGCAAAGCAAGAAUUAAAAGAAUAAUGGUGGUAAGACAGGUAUUUCUUUUGUGUGUUUGAGUCUGAAAGAAGCCCUGCUCUAAAAAUGCAUGGUUCAUUAUGAAGGGGAAUUUAGCUACAAAAACAAACAACCGCCACCCCCAACGACGGUUAAAAGAGCGUGUGGUGAACUGAGCAACAGCCAUUUUCAGCUCCAUUGGUUUUUAAAGGAGCGCGUGCCGUUCAUCCUUGGCUGUGCACCAUUUUAUUCAAUCUCCACUGCUGGGAAGUACACUAAAGAGUUCUCUGGAGACGUUUUAGGAACAGUUAUAGUUCUUCCUAAGCAAAGUCCCUCAGUGCCUGUAUGCUUUUGUUACGAAAGCUGAGAUGUCAAAUAAUCUCCAGAGCCGUCUGGGUCAUUUUGUUGACGAGCGAAGAAGGGAGCAGCGGGAGGGGGGGUGCUGAAUAAAGAAGCCAAAUGAAGAAGUUUGCAUAAAACGGUCCUCAAUAUUUCUAGACUCGUUUUUUGGACUUGGAAUUUUCCAAGUGGAAGAAGAGGAGUAGAGGUUUAGGUCAUGGCUGGGGAACCUGUAGCCCUUUAGAUCAGAGCUUUCCAAACUGUGUCGCGACAUGUUAAGUGUGUAGGUGUGUCACACGAAUGCUCUCCGCACUCUUCCCAGGGCUGGAAAGGGUUAGUUUAACCUCCAGUUUGCUAGUAAAACUGAAUUACUGUGUCACGAAAUGAUGCAAAACUGAAUUACUGUGUUGCGAAAUGAUGCAUGUCCAAAAAAGUGUGUCACCAACAUGAAAAAUUUGGAAAGCUCUGCUUUAGAUGCUGCAGGACUUUAAAGCCCCAUCACCCCUGACCAUUGCAGGCUGAGGCAGAGGAGAAUUGUAGUCCAGGAACAGCUACAGGCCAGUAGGUUCCCUGGCUCUGCUUUAGACCUUUUCAACUGGCAGCUGGUUUUGCUAGUGCUCUACUUGGUCUAAGGCAGAAUUCAAACCAUGUUCACCUCUGAAUGAAUGGUCUUCGGCUUAUUACAUGCACUUUUACCUUACACGGUGUGGAUGUUAACUAUACAACCUUCAGAAGACAUCUGAAGGCAGCCCUAUAUAGGGAAGUUUUUAAUGUUUAAUGUUUUCUUAUGUUAUUAUAUGUGCUGGAAGCAAAGUGGCUGGGGCAACCCAGUCAGAUGGGCGGAGUACAAAUAAUAAAAUUAUUAUGAUUAUAAGUGAAACCACCAUUGCUUCCAGCCUUGGUUAAACUUGCCACCUCCAACCAAAUGUUUGUGGUGUGUUUCAUUUCCGGAGGAUUUGCAUUUGAAAGGCACAUGCAUUUUGCCUGACAUAUAGCAAAGCGAUAUGGGCUACUAACUUUUAAAAGAUGAGAAAUUCUAUUUUCCACCCUAUUGACUUGUGCCGCGCCGAGGCAAAUAGUGUUAGCCGGCAGAACUAGUGAACCAUUUCUACAUGGGACAUGCUCUUGACUGUUUCCUGAAAGCUUUCUUUCUCUUCUGAGGCCUUGGCGUCAAUGCACAGCUUGUCUCUGAAAGCAACUGCCCUUUCCCUGCUCCUCAUUAUUUAAGGCUUCACACCUGUAGGUUGCAUGCUUCCUUCUUGAAGCGGCUCCUUCGCUACCGCUGUGCAGGUGAGAAACUUGCUCUGGGACAAGAGUUGGAGCUGACGGCUUCUGGCUUGAGGAACCCCGGCCUCUCCUCCCGUCUAGCCAUGCAGCCGUCUCUGCCUUGCCUUGUUCCGCGGAGCGGAUUGUUGGUGUCUCCGCUGUAAGGAGCAUAUUGAUGGCAACAACUAGUGUUGAGACCUUGCCAAUCAAUACUGACAUUGAAUGAGAGUUAAUUGACACAAAUAACUGCAUCUCUCCGUUUGUGUACGAGAAUGAUGCCUUCUUGAGCUGUGAUCAAUAGUGCCUCCUUGUAGGGCACUGAAACAAAGCCGCGUUCUCUGCUGUUUGACAGAGUUCUCCCCAGUGAUUUUUGGACCUGUCUCUUCCAUUGUAUCUCAUUGGGGCCGAUUAGCUGGAAGGUUACAUAUGAAUUGCCUGUCAGAAUGAUUCUGUCAGGCCUUUCUUUGUAAGUGUUUAGCACUGUCAUCAGCAUAGAGUCCAGACCUUCAGCCUUUUGUUCCGUCUCUUAUUUGCAAGUACGCCUCACUAUGCAUAGAGUGGGGCUUUUUCCAUACUGCCACAAGCCCUUAAAAAAUUUAAAAUUAAAAAAAAAAACUCUUCCGAAGAUGUUUUCCUGGAAGCAAAUCCUACAGAGCAGUGUUAGAAACUCAGCUAUAUAAGCUAGCUGCCAAAUGGCUCCUUAAACCAAGGUUACAGUUGUGAAAAUGGAAUGACUAGUUGCCAUUUUGGGGCAAAGGAUGGACUGGCUGUGAUUGAUUCUCAGUUAAACAUCUGGCAAUUGAUCUAGGACUAGGUUAAGAGCUUUGAGAAUUUUUAAAAAAGAAAAGUUGCUUGAUCCAGGGACAUUCCACACAUAUAUUGGCCUAUUCCGACCUCUCUUUCUUAAUGGUGACUGCUCCUGCUCAGGCUGCACAGGAAGAGCAAUUUGGUUCCAGAAAUUCAUUCUGAUUGCGCAGGUAAAAUAGAAUUGAUAGCAUUCGACAAGAUGGAGUAUUAGUAUGUGAAAACAGUCCAGAUCCAGUGAUCCCUAGGCAUGCACUUCCAGAUGGUGGAGAUGUCAGGUGUCAUCCUGGUACCCAGGCAUCUUCACUUGGUCACAAGUAGUCAAAAGCCAGGUGCAAAAUGCGCCUGGCGCCUGGCUAAUUUCAAACACUGCUAUGGAGUUCAGUGGCGCUUCCUUCCUAGUCAGUUGCGCAUCGGCUUUAAUUAACAUUAGAUGAUCUGCUUCAUAUCUGAUUAGGACCAGGAUGCAAGAAUCUCCUUAGCGGGGGGGUGGGGGGGUUGAACUUAAUUAUCAAUUAAUGAUAUUUCUGUAUGUUUUCCUAAAGAUAAUAUGUGCCAUCAUUUUGUAUGCCUUUUCCAAGAUGAUAUUGGAAGUUUAUUUUCAGAGUACUUUUCCAAACUGAGUAGAAAAGAACCAUGUGGGUGGCAGGGUAAGGGAUGGAAAGAAAGGAAGAAGUAGUAAAUUCCUGCAUUGCAGGGGGUUGGACUAGAUGACCCUUGUGGUCCCUUCCAACUCGUAUGAUUCUACGAUUUUAUGAUUCUAUGUUUUCAAAACAUUGUCACUGAGUGCUACCAUGAGCUUCUUUGAGAGAAGGGACAGUAUUGUUGGCAUCCACCUGUCUCUAGAGACAAUGGAGUGUGCCUCUGGGGGUGCUGUCAAACUGUGGCGUUCGUUACUUCCCUGGGGCGCAAGCCUGGGCCGUGUCAAUGGAGAUCCUGGACUGCCCAGAUGACAGUCUUUGAUGUGGUCCAAAGGAAAGCUGAGCAAGACGUUUGGCACCAGCUUGGCUGCAGGAGUCAUCGAAAGGAGAUAUACAAGGUGUCAUCCAACUAUCUUAGGGACUCCACUCUGGAUUUGUGUAGAAUUUACUGCUUAGCCUUUUCUUUUUAAUAAUUUAUUUAUUUUAUUAACAUAUAAAACACAUACAUAUACAUUUACACAAUACAGGCACACAACGCACUACCUAAUUUUCAUAACAUAAAACAUACCUACAUUAUUCUAUAUAAUACCUACCUAUACUAUACAUAUCAACAUACCUACACACCUACCCCAUACGGACACUCACCAAGUGACUUGACUUCCAGCCGUUCUUGUUACGCUACUAUAUUUUUCCAACUAGCUUAAACGCAUUUCAGUAUUUCUUUAAUCUCUUCUUUUAUCUUAACUCUACUCUCCUUUCAAAAAGUGAAAGGAGUGGGCUAUCUUUCAGGAAUACAUCAACAUUUAUGUGGAAAAAGUAGAAUUUCUGACAGAUACUGAGUGAAUCCAGAAAAUGAUUUACUGCUUAGCCUUUUCUUCUCCCAAAGAUAUCCCGUAAGGUAGCGAAGGUUGAGUUCAAUAAAUCAGUAAAACCAGACACAGGUAUGACUCUAAAGAAAGGAAUUCUGGUGCUUUGUAAAUGUUUAUUGUGCUGUAAUAUUGGUCCUGCAGGAGUCAGUAGACCAGGGGUGGGUAGCCUCGGGGCUAGGGGCCAGAUGUGGUCCUCCAAAGCUUUUCUGUCCAACCCUUGAGAUUUUCCCCAUGCUGCAAACUUUUCCCAAGCUACAUCCUUCCCCAGUCGUCCUUUGCACCCUCUGUUUAUUGCCUGGAUGGAGCGUGUCCUUGAAUUUCUCUGGUAAUGCCAUUUGCUUACUCAAAGGGAGGGUAGAGAUGGGUGCGUCAAAACUAGUCUAUUGUACUAAUGCAAUAUUUACAUUUGUGGCUCCUCCCAGUUUUGGCUCUGGCCCCCUGCACUACUGCAUAUGGCCCCUGGAAGGUUGCUCUGGGGCUGAAAAAGCUUUUCUGUUCCUGCCCCCACCUAGACUCCAGCUGUGGAAGUAUGAAUUGUGAUGCCCUGUGCAAGAUGUUAAUUUUAUGUAUGACUUGCUUUUCUUGCCUGAACAUGCAUGGGGAGACCUCAGUUCAUAUCUCUGUGGGCCGUGUAGCUUGCUGGGCGACCUUAGUCCUCUAACUGUCUCUCUGAUUUAUCUUCUUCGGUGUUUCCCAACCUUGGGUCUCCAGCUGUUUUUGCACUACAACUUCCACCAUCCCUAGCUAGCAAGACCAGUGGUCACGGAUGAUGGUAACUAUAGUCCAAAAACAGCUGGAGACCCAAGGUUGGGAAACAUAAUUUGCAUUUUUGCAUAGUAAAGGUAAAGGGACCCCUGAACAUUAGGUCCAGUCAUGGCCGACUCUGGGGUUGCGGCGCUCAUCUUGCUUUAUUGGCCAAGGGAGCCGGUGUACAGCUUCCGGGUCAUGUGGCCAGCAUGACUAAGCCGCUUCUGGCAACCAGAGCAGCACAUGGAAACGCCGUUUACCUUCCUGCCGGAGCGGUACCUAUUUAUCUACUUGUACUUUGACUUGCUUUUGAACUGCUAGGUUGGCAGGAGUGGGGACCGAGCAACGGGAGCUCACCCCAUCGCGGGGAUUCGAACCACCAACCUUCUGAUCGGCAAAUCCUAGGCUCUGUGGUUUAACCCACAGCGCCACCCGCGUCCCUUUUUGCAUAGUAUACCCCCAAUUAAUAAGAAGGCAUCUGUCAUUUUUAAAGGCUGCCAUCGAAUGUGAAAAGUGGAAGCAGUUUUACAUUUCUUAUAUUGCCAUUGAAAUGAUACCUCUUUCAUCAAAUAACCCUGGUUUGGAUGAAUUAUGUAUAGAACCUUUUACCUAUAGAUAAUUUUGUGUGAGCAAGCCCAUUUUUUUAAAAAAGUAGACUUAAAAAGUUGACAUUAUUGGUUUUACAUCACUCUUAACAAUUUCUGAAAUAAUACAACUGUUAAUGCUCGUGGUUGUUUUUUUUCCAGGUUAACAAAUACAAAUAUUAUUCACAAAACUCCCGUAUGGACCCUGAUUGCCAUUGUGCUUUUGUCCGUGUAAGUACUACAACUUAAUUCAUUUCUUCUCGAUCUUUUGUUAAGUUUAUUAGCAGCAACAGAAUUGUGCUAAUGGGCCUUCAGUGUUGCUGAGUGGUCAGCUGGUUAAGUAAGAGAGGCGUAGUCAUUAAUCUGGCAGUUUUGUUGGCUAUAUCUUGUCAGCAUCUUGCAGUGGGGACAAGAAAGUAGAAAAAUAGGGCAUGAGGGUGACCUUGGAGAGUCAAAUAGGGUAUUGCCUUUCCUUCCCAUAAAGUCUGCAGAAAGUUAAUUUCUUAGGCUUGGAAAUGGAGAGAAUGGUUUUUGGUUCUUUCAGCCAUUAGCAAGCUACCUUGCCGUCUACUCAUAUCUGUUUAUUUUUAUUUAUUUGGUGCAUUUUUCUUCUGUCUGUCUUCCAUGAUGGCACUCUCAGGGUGGUUUGUGAUGGGUUCCCAGUUAGCUGGGUCUCCCAUCCAGGUGCUGACUUUAAAUCAGGCCUGCUUUAAAUCCGGAAAGGUGGUUGCAUCAUGUGCCCUGCGACCAUAAGUGUCUAAAGGUAGCCAUGAAGGAGCACACAUUCUGUGCCUCAAACAUUUAAUAUACACCCCCUCCAAAAAAAAAUUGUGAGUGGGGAAGAAGGGCUAAGGUGAUUCUGUAACUUGCACUGCACAUUAUCACAUUGUGCUGAAAUCAGGAGUGGGGACCCUGUGGCCCUUCAGUAUGUAUAUUUCUUUUUAGUGGUGGUUGAAAUGACCAUGAUGGUUGUAACAACAAAUUCAUUCAUUCAUUUGGAGCAUCACAGAUUCUCCAACCCGGGUUUAAAUAUUUCUGAUGCAUGUUAAGGUCCUCUCUUUUUCUCAAGCAAAAGCAGUGAAACACGAAAACUGCUGACGUACCAUUUGCAAGGCUGCCUGGCUAUAAUUGGUGUCAGAUAUAUACAUUGUCAACAAAUUCUGCCCAAGCAUUUUGUUUGUGUGUCUGUGUCUCUUUAAUUAUGCAUUCCCUUACAUGAUUUAAGCAGGCCUUUUAAUUUGGAUUAUGUAAGCUUUCCCUGCCUCCAUUUAAUCAACACGUUAUUUCUGAAACGACCUCCGAUAUCCACCUCACCAGAAUGCUUUACCUCCCCUCCAUAGAUGUGAGGCGGGGAUCGUCUGAGGAGGGCAGUGCAUUCUGCACAUGCUCUUAUUUCCCUCUCUCCUUUCUUUUAUAUAUUCCCAGAGUAAAGCUUGGCUUUUGAAACAGAUUCUGCAGCUAGGCCCUUUCUUAAGUGAAAAACUGCUGUUCUUUGUUUUAGUUCAGCCUUGCUGAUUUAGACAUUUCAUUGAUACCCCAAAGCUUCUUUGACACACUUGCCCUGGGGACCGCAUGAAUCAAGGGUCCUAAUGAGCUAAGUUUCAAGUUUAGUUCCCUCGCUUUGUUAUCCAAGUAGUUGCAUAGACCUGGGAUGCAAUCUAACAAAGUGUAGCAUUAGCACACAGAACAUUUGUGCCCCUCUUCAGCUGCCCGCACAUGCAACUGGGUCCCAGAAAACUGGGCACGGUGUCCUAGCGGCUACGAGAUGACUGCCUGCCCUAUUCUGUUUUGAGGUUCUUGCAUUUACAGUCAUGCCUUGGGUUGAAUGUGCUUCAGGUUGAGCGCUUUCGAGUUGCGCUCCAUGGCAACCCGGAAGUAACAGAGCGCGUUACUUCUGGGUUUCACCGCUCGCACAUGCGCAGAUUCUCAAAAUGACGUCAUGCGCGGAAGCGGCGAAACGCGACCAGCAGAUGCGCCGUUGCGUCUUACGUUCUGUUCAGGAUGCGAACAGGGCUCCAGAACGGAUCCCAUUCGCAUCCCAAGGUACCACUGUACUGCAAUCACUUGCAAAGCCUCCUCCCGGAGAGCAGUAGGACGGGAAACAUAAUAUCAGCACACGGAUCCUGCCGUUAAAUGGCAGAGGGGAAAAUGUUUCACAGCAUCUGAAGGCACUUUGUAAACUGUGUUUUAAAAGCUGGCACUAGUUAUUCUGUCUUUAUUUAUAUAUAUAUAUAUAUAUAUAUAUAUAUAUAUAUAUAUAUAUAUAUGAAAUCACUGGUGGCUUUUUUAAAAAAAUGUCGUGGUCUACCUUUUAGUUAAGAGUUGAAACCAUCGAGCAAUCUUUGUACGGCUUUCAGCUUGAAUUACAAGAUUGCGAAAAUCUUACUUCGAAGGCUGUUUAUUACCGCCCUGCUGCUUCUCCUCCUUUUGGGCUUGCUGGGUCACUGGAGUCUAUAGGGCAGCCAAUGUGCUUGCCAGCCAUUCACAGAUCCAGAUGUGUUGUAGGCCAGCCCCAUAGCAUCCCCAGAACUGCACUUACUUUGAUCUUGCUUCAGUCUGACACAUUGUUCUGCUUUUGUUGUCCCAGGGAAGGCUAUACCAGUAGGCAUUAGAGCAGGCUUCAAUGAGCCUUACAUCAGUGUCACCCCGGCCAGAUACUGCUCAAAUGAUUCAUUAAAUCAGAACACAGAAAGUAACUUUACUUGAAUGCCUUGGUAUAAAUUUUUUAUCAACCGUAAGAACAAAUCUUUUGUCAUUUUUUUCCCCCUCUACACUUUUCUGGUUGAAUUCCUAAUGUGUGAAACAGAUCUUAUGAAUUUUUCAAGUGGUGUCUUUACAUUUAAUAAAAGGGUGCCUGUUUUGUUCACAAGUAAAUAUGUGUGUCUCUGCGAUGAGCCGUAAAUGUUUUCAGACCUAAAUGAUUUAAGUUUGUUAACCGCCCUCCCCCCACAAACCCUCUAAUACCAAACUUCCUAGGAAUAGGACCAUCUAUCUGUGUCACCAAACAGGUGUACUCUACUUCUAUCUUCUAUAAGAGGCAGGUGCUCUAAUAAUAGUGUGGUCUGUUGGACUUCCAGCUUGGGGGACCUGGAUUUAAAUACCUGCUUAGUCACAAUGUUCAUUACGUUACCUGGAGCCAGUCACUGACUCUUAGUCUACCCUACCUUACACAGUUGUUAGGGGGUAUAAAACAAAAUAAUUCCCAUGUAUGUCAUCUUGUACUCCUUAAGAGAGACAAUGCAGAUAGCAAAUGUAAUUUUAAAACCUAGGCUGCUAUAUUGGGUACCAAAACUGCAAUUUUUUUGAGUCCUUUUCAAACAGCUCUCCAAAAAUCUGGUCAUGAACUGGCAUUGAGUGCUGAUGAGUUGUGUAUAAUAUGAUAUAAAAAGUUAAAGCCAGACUGGCCUCUUUACAGAUUAUGAAACAGUCAACAGGUUGUAUAUGUGGCCGUGUAUAAGCUACAGUCUACACAGCAGAUCAAGAUAGGCGGCCAGUUUAAACUUGAGUUUUCUGAGCCAAUCUCAAACUUCUGUGGGGCAAGGUGACUGUGUGGGUGGUUGCUGAACAACUCCAGGCAUGCCUGGAGGAUGCAGACCAUUUGGAUCCCUUCCAGUCAGGUUUCAGGCCUCGUCAUUGGACUGAAACUGCUUUGUCAUGCUGGACAAUGAUCUCCGGUGGGCUAGGGACAGAGGUGAAAACUGUUUCCUGGUCCUUCUGGAUCUCUCAGCAGCCUUUGAUACCAUCAACCAUGACAUCCUUCUGGACUGACUAGAGGAGCUGGGGGCACUGUUAUAUAGUGGUUCCACUCCUUCCUCCUGGGCCGUGUUCAGAAAGUGGUAUUGGGUGAUGAGUGUUCACACCCCUGGGCUCUCACUUGUGGGGUGCCUCAGGGCUCCGUCUUCUCCCCCAUUCUUUUUAACAUCUAUGUGAAGCCACUGGGAGAGAUCAUCAGGGGGUUUGGGCUGGGUGUUCAUCAGUAUGCGGAUGAUACCCAGCUCUACCUCUACUUUAAAUCGGAGCCAGUGAAGGCAGUGAAUAUCCUGUGUGAGUGUCUGGAUGCGGUUGGAGGAUGGAUGGCAGCUAACAGAUGGAGGUUGAAUCCCGACAAGACAGAAGUACUUGGGGGCAGGGGGCGGGCAGCUAUGGGAGACUCCCUGGUCCUGAAUGGGGUAACUGUGCCCCUGAAGGACCAAUGCGCAGCCUGGGAGUCAUUUUGAACUCACAGCUGUCCAUGGAGGCACAGGUCAAUUCUGUGUUCAGGGCCCCUGUCUACCAGCUCCAUCUGGUAUGCAGGCUCAGACCCUACCUGCCCGCGGACUGUCUUGCCAGAGGGGUACUUGCUCUGGUUAUCUCCCACUUAGAUUACUGCAAUGCACUCUACGUGGGGCUACCUUUGAAGGUGACCUGGAAACUACAAUUAAUCCAGAAUGCGGCAGCUAGACUGGUGACUGGGAGUGGUCGCUGAGACCAUAUAACAUCAGUCCUGAGCAUUGGCUCCCAGUAUGUUUCCGAGCACAAUUCAAAGUGUUGUUGCUGACCUUUAAAGCCCUAAACGGCUUCGGUUCUGUAAACCUGAAGGAGCGUCUCCACCCCCAUUGUUCAGCUUGGACACUGAGGUCCAGUGCCGAGGGCCUUCUGGCGGUUCCCUCACUGCAAGAAGUGAGGUUACAGGGAACUAGGCAGAGGGCCUUCUCAGCAGUGGUGCCCUCCCAGUGGAACACCCUCCCAUCAGAUGUUGGGGAGAUAAAGAAUUACACAACUUUAGAAAACAUUGGAAGGCAGCUCUGUAUCGGGAAGUUUUUAAUAUCUUGACAUUUUAUUUUUUAUAUUUUGCUGGAAGCCUCCAGAGUGGCUUGGGAAACCCAGCCAGAUGGGUGGGCUAUAAACAAUAAAAUUGUUAUUCUUAGUAGCUGAUGCCAAGCCCAUAAUACACGGUUUGGAAUUCUGAAUGCAAUCUUCAUCCUUUUGAUGGAAUAUCUGUGAACCUUAUGGUUCAGAGUUGAUCAGGCUUCUUAGCAGAAGUUACCAGAAACAAUGUAGACUCAAAAAUUAACUGAAACAUUUGCUUUGAUUUGUAAUGCAUAUUCACAAAAGGUUGCAUUCCUAAGAGAGGUGGCCAUACGUUGUUCCAAGUCCUUGUGUGUAAUACACCCACCCUCAGCUUUUGACUUGGUGUGUUUCUGCAAGAGCAAAAAACAGGCAUUGAUUUUGGAUGCGUGCUUGAGAUACAUAUGCAAGCGGCUGGUCUAUAAUUAUAUUUUGAGAGGGAUUCAUGUUCCUAUGUAGCAGCAUUGUUUUGUACUUUCUGCAGGUCCCAUGGUGAUAUUAUAAAGUAGUUUAUUUUUGUUUUCCAAUGUGUUUCUUAUCAAUGUCUGAAUGCCUUGUUUGGCUUUCAUUCCUAAGGAUCAACUAUUCCCCCUACUGCAUGUUCUUUGUUCCAAUCUGAAUAUUUCACUGCUGCAACAGAAAGCUGGAGGAACAAUUCGUUACACUUUUACAUUUCUAUCAAAAUAUUGAUGUAUUCCUAUUGUAAUAAAAUAAAACUUCUGGCAAAUACAACUCCCACUACUCCCCACCCCCAAUAUCUUUACUGGAUAUCAACUGAAUUAGGUAAACAGAUACAAAUAAGAUAUCUAAAAGAUGCAUGCUAGGAUUGGCAACGGGUUGCUCUGUACCUCAGCCAGGACACUUGGCUGUUGUUAGCGAAUACCCCUGGUACAGUCUAAUGGAAAGCUUUCAAGAUAAUCUCCAGAAACGUCCACUUUCAUUUUAUUUAUCUGAUCGGGCUGAUUCCAGUGAACUGUGGUCAGUUGCAUCUACAAAGCCCGUGCAACAGUUUCCCACCCCCCUUCCUUCCCCAUCCCUUAAAAGCUUUAGAGACUUUCCAAAUGUUCUGGGAGUAGCGUGGCAAAGCGUUGGGACUCCGUAAGUCAAACGGACUCAAAACGGCCACGAUGGCUAUGGAAAAGCCAUCGCUUAAAAAUGCGCACUUUAGGAGAAUGUGUCAUGCGGAGAGAGAGACUCCAGAGGCUUGCUUUACGAGACGUAGCAACACAGAGACAGAAAGAUCUGCAUACAAGGGCUUUGUACAUAAUGCAAAGGAAAACGCAACUGUUGCCUGAAACUCCUCUGAACCCUUACAGUGGUCAACGUGAUCAAGCUGUUGCAAGCAAGUUUAUACAGAACGUUAAUCUCCAGAGGGCUUACUUAUUUUUAAUAAUAAUAAUAAUAAUAAUAAUAAUUUAUUAUUUAUGCCCUGCCCAUCUGGCUGGGUUUCCCCAGCCACUCUGGGCAGCUCCCAAUAUAAUAAUAAUAAUAAUAAUAAUAAUAAUAAUAAUAAUGCAGCAAUAAAAUGUCAAACAUUAAUAGCUUUCCUAAGCAGGGCUGCCUUCAGAUGUCUCCUAAAAGUCAGAUAGUUGUUUAUUUCAUUGACAUCUGAUGGGAGGGCAUUCCACAAGGUGGGCACCACUGCUGAGAAGCCCCUCUGCCUAGUUCCCUGUAACCUCACUUCUUGCAGUGAGGAAACCGCCAGAACGCCCUUGGCACUGGACCUCAGUGUCCGGGCUGAACGAUGUGGGUGGAGAUGCUCCUUCAGGUAUACAGAACCGAGGCUGUUUAGAGCUUUAAAGGUCAGCACCAACACUUUGAAUUGUGCUUGGAAACGUACUGGGAGCCAAUGUAGGUCUUUCAGGACCGGUGUUAUAUGGUCUGGGUCACCAAUCUAGCUACCGCAUUCUGGAUUAGUUGCAGUUUCCAGGGCACCUUCAAAAGUAGCCCCACGUAGAGCACAUUGCAGUAGUCCAACCGGGAGAUAAGUAGAGCAUGCACAACUCUCCGCGGGCAGGUAGGGUCUCAGCCUGCGUACCAGAUGGAGCUGGUAGACAGCUGCCCUGGACACAGAAUUAACCUUUUAAAUAGGCAAAGGACUGGGGAUGACUCCAUAAAACUGAGCUACACCUGAUGUUGGUUGCAUGGCUUAGGCUUGAGCUGAUGCUUUUCCUUUUAUAAAUGACCAAUGUGCGGGUCAUCAGAUUUGGAACAUAAGGCGCGCCUGCAAGAUCAGGCCAACGCCACACUUAGUCCAGCAUUCUCUUCUCACAGUGGCCAACCACAUACAUGGACCUGGGCACGAGAGCACUCUCUCCUCUUGCAUUUUCUAGCAACUGGUACUCAGAACCAUGUUGCCAUGGAGACAGAGCAUAGCCAGACCAUUGGUCUGUCUUGCUCAAUGUUAUUGACACUGACUGGCAGGGACUUUCCAGGGUUUUAGGCAGGAUUCCUUCCUAGUCCUAUCUGCUGCAGAUUGAACCUGGCAUAUUUUGCAUGCAAAGCAGGCGAACCCUUCCGAACACAUCACGCUGUUGCAUUGACCAGGACUCAACCCCACGUCUCCCAUGUGGCAGGCGAGAAUUCCACCACUGAACCAUCAGCCAGAUGUCACCGACAGGACGUCUCACUGCCACUAUCUGAUCAAAUUCGGAUGCAAAUCACCUUGCUUCCCUUUGCUGGUUACACCCAGCCUGUGUUAGCGCUGCAGAGCUAGAUAUAUUUGUCUCCUGUGCAAAAGAGGCGAAGAGCUAACAAGAGGACCUUUGUGAUCUCCUCACACUGGUGGGAAAGGAGAAUCAAAAUCUUGAAUUCCCAGUUCCUUGAGAAGAGGAAUUGAUUGUCAAACCACUCUGGGAGGAGAAUAGGGGGUCUCCUCACACCCUUAACAAACUACAGCUUCCAAGAUUCUUUGAGGGAAGCCACAACUGCUAAAAGUGGCAUAAUGCUGCUUUAAACAUAUAGUUCAGAGGAGGACUUCAAUGAUGAUGAUGAUGAUGAUGAUGAUGAUGAAUUUAUAUAUACCCGGAGGUCUCAGGGUGGUUCACAGUACAGUGGUACCUUGGGUUAAGUACUUAAUUUGUUCCGGAGGUCCGUUCUUAACCUGAAACUGUUCUUAACCUGAAGCACCACUUUAGCUAAUGGGGCCUCCCACUGCCGCCGCGCCACCGGAGCACGAUUUCUGUUCUCAACCUGAAGCAAAGUUCUUAACCUGAAGCACUAUUUCUGGGUUAGUGGAGUCUGUAACCUGAAGCAUAUGUAACCUGAAGCGUAUGUAACCCGAGGUACCACUGUAUUCAUAAAAUAUUAGCAAGUACUUCUAGUAGGACCGCUGAAAUCAGUGGGAUUUAAAUUAGUUAUGACUUUUGCUUCUAGCGUUCUAUUCUAAGCGUGAUGCUGGGUGGAAUCGAUGGUAGUGCUAAGUUAAAUAAAGCUAGUGUCGAACUUGAGUCCCAGCUUGGCCCAUAAGUGACAUCAGGUGUGGGGCAUGGAGAGAUGCAGCUGCAAAGGAGCAGUUGGGAGCUUCAAGUGAGCUCCAAUAGCUCAGUCGGUACAGCAUGAAACUCUUAACCUCAGAGUCAUGGGUUCAAGCCCCACGAUGGGCAAACGAUUCCUGCAUUGCAGGGGGUUGGACUGUGCAUGACCCUUGUGGUCCCUUCCAAAUAUACAAUUCUAUGAUUCUUGUUCCUCAAGGAGCCUCCUUGGCCAGGCAGAUCAGCUGUUUUGUGCUGAAAGCAAGCACCUUUAAAGAGGAUCGCUUUUGAAGAGGCCCAGCUCCCUCAAAGGAAAAAACGUCAACGUGCAGACAUGAUAUGACUCUAGUCUGUCCUGCAGUUAGACAGAGUUGGGUUUGCAGUCUCCCCCUUUGAAGGUGCUCGGUCACAGCCAAUCAGACCACUGGCACUGGUCGUGUGUCCUUCAAAGAGAAGUAGUGGGCUGAGCAACCCUGCCCACCUGUCAAAAUGACCCACAGGGGAUUGUGGGCGGUUGGGAUCCAGCCCUUUGCUUGGACGAUGUCCCACACAGCUGCACUAGUGGGUCGUUUUGCAAAAGCAGAGGUUCUGUAACAACUGCACUUGUAUGCCUAAUGCUUAGAAGAUAGGAAAAUCGACGGGGGGGUUUCUAUUAUACAGUGGUACCUCGGGUUACAUACGCUUCAGGUUACAUACACUUCAGGUUACAGACUCCGCUAACCCAGACAUAGUACCUCGGGUUAAGAACUUGGCUUCAGGAUGAGAACAGAAAUCGUGCUCCGGCGGCGCGGCAGCAGCAGGAGGCCCCAUAGACUAAAGCGGUGCUUCAGGUUAAGGACAGUUCCAGGUUAAGAACGGACCUCUGGAAUGAAUUAAGUACUUAACCCGAGGUACUACUGUAUUUUCUUUAGCACAAGCUCUUCUAUAAUGAUUCUGCCAGCGGACCUGUUGCGUUGCAUCCCUGUGUUACACAAUAUUGAGAAACAGAUCUCUGCUAGUGCAAGAUCCCUUGUGCUGGUGGGUCUGAUGCACUGGAUCCAACCCUUUCUCUUCUGCAUUUUCAUGGUUGAGGGUUUAUCCACACUUUUUUUGCCAUGCUCUUUCCAGGCACAGGUCUCUGCUUUGAAGCUCUGUGGCCCCCCCCAAAAAAACCUGCUCUUUAAAGCUGCAGUGCAACAAACAGAGCUUUAAAGCGCGGACCACGCCUGGAAAGCGCAGAAGGUGAGUGUGCGCAAGCACCUUAGUUUCGUUGAAAGGCAGUUUCCUCCUGCCUCUUAUGUUGUUGUCCUGGGCAUUCUGCAUGGCCCAAAGCAAAUCAAGAAACACAAUUCCAAAAGUCCAUUCUCCACCUUAUGCAAAGACACUCUGCUGUAAUCAGAGUAGCUCUGAAGAAAAGACAACCUGAAGUUAUUGCACUUCCACUGGACUGCCACCAACAGGAUUUAGGCAUAAAAGCUUGGCACCGAAAUGACUUUGGGUUCACCCAUCGGACAAACCUGUUUGAGGCAUUAUCAGAGGAUAAAUGGCACAGAGCAUUUGUUGUAUCUGUGAUUGGAAACGCAUCCGCUUCCUAUUAAUGCCUAACUUUAAUAUAUUCAAUACAAACAUUUGCAACCUUGAAGCACUCUCCAUCUGUUAAAAUGAAAACAUGCUGGCUGGCUGGAGCCUUUUGGUUCAAAGCAUCAUUUUUAUUGCCUGCCUUCCAAAGAAUAUGACGACAAUGUUAGUCCCAGUAAUUUUGCAUUGAUAUGCAAAGUUGGAAGGGGUGUGUGUUUAUACCAAGUGUACCCAUACCAAUGGUAAUCAUUCAAAAAUCCUCCCAAAUCAAUUGGCUGAAAUCUAGGCUAACUGCAUGUUGAUUCUGGCCAUGAGACACUCCCUUGGAGGAAGGUGGGGGGGAGGAAUGUUUGCUGAUUUCUUCUGCAACCACUUGUACCCCUUGAAAAGCUGCUGCAGAGGAUCAAGGGACCCUCCAAAAAAGGGUGGGAUGUGGCCCUUAGUGAUGCAAAGGAAAGGGGAGAUUGCAAAAAUCCUCUUCUUCAUCUAGUGGUUCCCAACCUUUUUUUGGCCACACCCCACCUAAGCAUCUCUAAAACCCUGAUCCCACCCCCACCCCCCGUGACAUAUAAUUCUUAUUAUUCAAAAAGUGAAUUCCUAUUCACUUGGAGGAGGCCUAAAAGGCCAUUCACUGUUAAUAACUCAUUCUUUAAUUGCCCCCCUUAAAAAUCAAAUUUUCCCCCCUGUGGGGCAUGUGCCCCAUGUUGGGAACCACGGAUCUAAAUCUUGAUCCAUUCCGCAAACAGAAAAAUGUGAAUACACUUUUAUUUUCUUGGGUACUUUAACAUUAAGACCUUUUUAAAGUGCAUUUAGCUUGGCUGUAUUAACGUUUUCCUGCUAGUGGUUUUAUUUAUUCUAAUUUGCUCUGGCACGGUUCACACAACACAAAGCUGUGGCUCAUUUAAAUAUGCAAACCAAGCAGACUGAGCAUGGUUUAUUUCUACCAAGCAGCCACUGUCUGAAACCAUGGCUUGCCUGGCUUGCUCUAACUGUGAGUUGGCAUUAUGUCUGAACCCAGCAGCCUUGCUUAAGCCAUGGGCUUGUUUGGCUACCCCAUCCCAGACAUUUCCCAGGCUACAACGCCACAAGACAGAGCAGAUGAAAAACAAAACAAGCCACAGCUUGUUUUCUUGUCUGCCAGAGAAUUUGUGGUUUGUAGAACAAACAAUGAUUAAAAACAAACCAUGGCUUGGUAUUCUUUAUUCAAGGGGGAGGGCCGUUGCCGUUGUUCGUUUCACUUCUCUAAAUCUUUAUGGUUUUCAGUGUUAUUGUUAGUCGCUCAGAGAAAGUUGAUUAUUAAGUGGUAGACAAAUAAAAUAAACAAAUGCGAACCUCUAAAUUAUCACUGGUCUCUGUCUUAAGUGUGCAUGGAGGAGAUUCUUCAUUUCCUUCAGGAUUUCUUCCCCCAUUUAAUUCUGGGCAAGUGUCCUUCCCUGUCAGGUGCUUGGUCCUGUCUCUGACACUGAAAUGAAUGACUUCCAUGGCCCUUUCCAUGUUUCGGAUUUAUAAGGAUAUUUGUACCCGAUUUUGAGAGCCUCCAAUGAAGGCCUGCAAAUCAGCUAAUCAUAAAAAAGACGGUACAAAUAUUCAGAGUUCACAUUGUUCAGUGCGAGCCCCACUGAAAGUACUGGGAGUUGUGUUUUGUGUGCUGCCCAGUAUGACAGGAGUGCAGGGCAAGUAAUCGGAGUGAAGUAUUAAGCGGUGCACCAUACAUGUACUUAACUUUUGCAAUGUAUUUUCAUUUUGGAUGUUCUUAAAUGCUUGCGCAAGGAGGCUGCAAGGUUCCCCCCUUCCCGCAGCCCCCAAAGUCAUCUCUUUAUUCAGCUGCCUUAUUCCAGGUGUUUGGCUUUGCUUGUUGGCUUGAAACGAAGAUAAGCAGAUUAUUGUUUUAGAAAGUUUAAAACGAAGGUAUGAUCAGUUUUAUGGUUGUAGUUUCCAUAGUAACUGGGUGCAGGUGAGUAAAUUCAUAGAGUCUUGUAUUGAUGAUAUGUUUACCUAAGUGGAUUAUUCUGGCAUUCUUCCAUCUGCUUCUCCCUUUGCAUCUGAAUCCGUAUUUCCCUAAGUUUUUCCAUAAGCAUUUUGUAAAGUACUAUAAAGUGGUGCAUGGCUUCUUUGUGAUGCAUUUUUAUUUUUUAUGCAUUCUAGAGAUUUAUGAGUCUGUGUUUUUUUAUUAAAAAAAUCCACUGUCUUUCAUAUCUGCUAAAUAUUUUGGAAACCUGUUCAUCUCUUUGCCUGUUCUCUAUGCAUUUGGUCACGUCUCAAAGAUGUCAUAAACAAAUUUUGCACCAUGGUUACUGAGACCCAAGAAACAGCUUUUUUCUCUGUUACAGAGUCUGUUCCCUUCCCUCCCCUUUGUGUUUUCACAAAAGCCCUGUAAGGUAGGCUAGGUUGAACUCCACCCCCCUUUUUAAAUAUAUCUCCCGCCUUUCUGCACAAGAGUACCCAAGGUGGUGGCCUGGCUCCCUCACAUCCCAUAACCUAUUGCUUCUGCAACAAUGAAUAACUUAAGAUUUCCCUGGCUUGGCGUCUUGCAGGUGGCAGUGUGCAACUCUCACCAUCAUUGACCAGUGGCAAAACUGGCUGGGACUGAUGGGAGUGAUGUCCCAAAACAUCUGGGGGUCACCAGGUUGGGGAAGGCUGCUUAAGGUCACUCAGCUUCAGUGGCUGAACAAGGAUAUUGAAUUUGGGUCUGUUUGAUCUGAGACUCUGUCCUCUGCCCCACAUUUGACGCUGUUCAGUUUCAUUUGUUAGCUGCACAGGUAAUGAUUUAUAUCUCCUACCACAUUCACUUCCUGCCAACCUAGCAGUUCGAAAGCACGUCAAAAGUGCAAGUAGAUAAAUAGGUACCGUAAACGGCGUUUCCGUGCGCUGCUCUGGUUCGCCAGAAGUGGCUUAGUCAUGCUGCCCACAUGACCUGGAAGCUGUACGCCGGCUCCCUCGGCCAAUAAAGCGAGAUGAGCGCUGCAACCCCAGAGUCGGCGACGACUGGACCUAGUGGUCAGGGGUACCUUUACAUUUACCACAUUCACAUAAUAGAAAGAUUGCCUUCCCUUUAAAACAUGAGUAAUAGAAUCGUAUUUCUAAUAAACACUAAUGACUUUUCAAGUUGGCAAUUCCUAGCUUGCAAGCAGGUUAGUUGUUCUGCGAGGUUCUUUAAAAAAAAUAAUUAAGGAUGGACAAAUUGGUCAGUUUUUAUUUUUUGGUCGUUUCCCCACAUUUCAGCAUAUAUAUAUAUAUAUAUAUAUAUAUAUAUAUGCCCUCCCGAAAAAUCAGCAGUCUUUCAGUGUGCCAUUUUCCUCACAUACACAUUUUUGCAAACAAUUUCUCCUAAUAUAAUGGAUUUUGUAUGCUUGUUUUUGCUAAUAUGGACAUUGGUUGGUUGGAUCACAAAAGCUGGAGAAGUGUGCAUUGCAAAAGAUAGCUGCAGUUUGGUUCAUGUAUUGUUUUGGGAAGGACAAAUUGCAUUAAAAUACAGACCAAUCCAAAUUUCUCCUCCAGCCCUAGUUCUUUAUGUGCCUUGUGCAGAUUGUUGCCUCACUAUACUGAUUCUCCAUACCCUUAACAGUAUAAGGAAGUUCUUCUGUAUAAAUAUACCCACCCCCCAUUUGUCUAUUGAUGAAAGGAUUUUAUUAUAAUGCUCCAUUGAUACGACAUCUUUGAAGUAAGCUCUUUGCAUUUGUUAUCUGUGAUAGCCAGCAGCUGACAGACACAAAAGGGUUGCCUUUCUCUUGCAGGAGAAAUGGCCAGGUGUAGCUUGGACAGUGUGUGGGGGGAGACAGACCUUUAAUUCUGUUUCUUUGUAUGCAGAAGGCUGCAGGUUCAAUCCCUGGCAUCUCCAGGUGAGUCUGGAAAAGACUUGCUGUCUAAAACCCCGCAAAGCUGCUUUCAGCCAGCAUAGACAGUCAGGAAUCAGCUGGCCAAUGAUCUGACUCAGUAGAAGGUAUCUUCCUAUGCUCCUGAGUCCUGAACUGUAGAGGUGUGUUUAUAGGUAAUGACCAGCACUUUAAAUUGAGCCUGGAAAUGGAGCGACAGCCAGUGGAGCUGAUUUGCAGAUUUCAAACACUGGCUCUGGGCAAAACUUUUGCUGCUCCACUUUGUAGCAGCUAAAGCCCAGUCUGCCUCUCUCUGUCUCUCUCUCUCUCUCUCUAAUUUUUAUUAAAUUUCCUGUUUUACCAUUUAGAAAAUUCAUUUAAACAACCUUAAAAUAUCAAAUACCCUUCUUCUCUUUCUAUGGUUCAUUUUGCAAAGCAUAAAUCCCUGCAUAUUUUAUAUAAACUAAGCCAUCCAGUAUUCCAUUAUUACUUCCAUCAAAACUUAUUUACACUGUUGAAUUUAUCUUAAUGCUGCCAACGUUUUCAAGCGUACACAAUUUCCCCCCAUUUCGUCAAUAAACAUUUUCCAAUCUUCUUUAAACGAAUGUUAUUCUUCUCUUAUUCUACAAGUUGGAUCCGCAAGCUGUGCAUAUUCCAUCAGUUUAAGUUGCCAUUCUUCUUUGGUUGAAACUCCGCUCGAUUUCCAUUUGGGGGCUAACAGUACACGGGACGGUGUAGUGGCGUACAUAAAUAACCCUGUUGCUGUAUCGGUGUCCUACUGAUCAAGUUCCACUUCCUUCCUGUCUGGAUUAAUGAAGGGGAUCUCUACAUGCAAGAAGCCGUUGGCAAGUGAGUUACUUUGAGAGAAAGCUGGUCUUAACAUAAGAAGAGACCUGUUGGAUCAGGCUAAAAGCCCACAUACUCCAACAUCAUGUUCUCACCAUGGGAAGCUAAAUCAUAGAAUUAUAGAGUUGGAAGGGACCCCGUGGGUCAUCUAGUCCAACCCCUUGCAACGCAGGAAUAGAUUCUGCCUGUGGAAAGCCUGCAAGCAUCAAACUAGAAAGAACCAGACCAUAUAAACAGCUUUAUCGAGUUAGAGAGACCCAGUUGCUCUGUUUAAUGCAAGGGAACAGUUUUUCGUCCCUUCAGCUGUGAGCAAUAUCAAUACCGGGCUUGCAUAUCAGAAGUGAAAAGUGAAACCAUCUCUCCCCGCCCCCGCCCCCCCGCCGUGCUUUUGCUUUCAUGCUUUUCUGAAAAUAGCCAACCAUUAUUGUGAUUAAAUCAGGGCUCGGCUGGGCUGCAAGAGGUGAGCCUGCCAGCAGUGGGAGCAGUCAGCUAAGUUAACAUUUGGUUGAACUUCAGUACUUGCACGAUGAUGGGUUGAAAGCGUUUGUGCGUUGGGGUGGUUGUUGUUUUUUUGCAGCAUUGAUUCAAGUGUAUUGCCUGUAAGUGUACAAAACACACACACACACACACACACACACACACGAAUGAAUCAUUUAGUUUUGUUUCCCAUCAAAGAAUAAAAGAACUUGCGUCAACGCCAGGCUGUGAACCCAUCAGCAUACCCGAAUGAAAUUUUAAAUAAAACAUAGGCAGCACUUGAUCUGCAAAAUUCAUCUUCGCUGUAAGUAAAGGAGCUUUGGGUGGCACUUAAAACUGGACUCCAAGUAGCCUUUGUUCUUUAAGAGGAUUCAGUAUCUGUUAAAGCAGAUGUCAAAUAUGGAAAUCAAAAUGUAGGCCAAUCUGUUCUUAUGAUUCAUCGAAGUAAAUGCAAGCCUGCCCUGUUGGUAAAAUGUGUGUGCAUUUUGGGGUGAAAAUUGGCACAGGCUUUCCCCCUUCCUCUGCUAUUCAUAGGCCAGUAUUAAAACAUCUAGUGUAAAUAUUUACUAUUAAAAAUAAAAGUUUUGCAGAGCAAUCUUAAAUGGGGCCAGAGAGAACCAGAGCAGCUGAGUGAACAUUGCAUCUGAAAGGGUGGAAGGUGGGGGUGGGGGUGUAAUUUAUAUUUUUGCAAUGUGUGCAGCCUAGCUAGGAGGCCUAUGGAUUUAGAUCUCUUGGAUCUAAGACCUCAGACACCCUGCCCCCCGAACACCCUAUUUUUGCUGGUUACCAGCAAAGAGCGACCUGUUUGUAGGUUGACAGGCUAGCAGAGAGGGGCCUACUGAGCAUCCUCAAGCACACCAGCUAUCAACAUGGAGGGAUUAGGACUGCAGCCUUGGAUUACUUUUGUUCCGAUAAAAUUGGCUUGAUCGGGAAUUUCAAAUGGCGUGAAAACCUUGCGCUGGGUCUGCCCUUAAACAUGCUGCAUGUGGAUGUUGGUAAGCUAGAUGCUCCCAUUCAAGACCAGCCAUCAAAUAUUCAUGCAUUCUAAUGGAAAAUCUUCACUCUAGAGGCACCUGGGUUCUUUUUUUGUUUUUUUUUUGCUUUUAACACGAUUCUCCCUGCCACAAUGUGUGUUUUGUCGAGCUUGCAUUUAAAACUUAAAUGCAAGUUACAAGGGAAGACUUUUAAAACUUAGCUCCCGAUAACAAAAAUGUCCGAAGGAGGCAGUAAUAAUUGGCAGUCGGUCGAUCCAAAUGUGAAGAUUUUAAGCAACGCAACAGAAACAUUGGAAUAUGGCUGGGGUGUGUGUGUAAGACAUAAUACAAUAAACACGAUGAGAAGUAGAACAGAAGUAAGCGUAAGUCAGUGAAAACCCGUCAAAUGACAUGAUUCUCAAAUCCAGCUGAGCCCGCUAUUUAACUAGAUUUUGAUUUCCAUCAAGCCAUUUUCAAGAUUUAGUUUUAUUGGUAACUGUUUGCCUUCAUGUAACGUACAAAAAUAAAAUUGAGAUAACUGAUAAAAUCAGACUUAUCCAGUAACUUAAUGUGAUUUUUUUAAAAUCAGGGUACCACUUUUUUUUAAAAAAGCAGAUCAGUAUUUCCUUCCAGUGCCUUAUGUCAGAAAAUAAUUAAACAGAGAAUGAGGGAGAUCCUUCCCCUCAAUGAAACCACAGUGGCGGAAUGAGAUGUUGUAUGAUAUUUUUUGCUAAUCUGACUUCAAGGACUGUAGGAGGCACUAAUUGGAAUCUAGGAAAGGUUCUUUCCUUCCUCAGACAGAAUUAAUUAAUCUUAAGUAAUUGAUUAUCUGGACCUGGUUCAUAUUUAAAUAAACUAUACCAGUGAAUAUCUUUACUGAUGCUACUUCUACACUAUACAUUUAAAGCAAUAUUAAAACACUUUACACAGUCAUGGCUUCCCCCAAAGAAUCCUGGGAAUUAACAGUUUUGUUACAUCUCCUUUUCUUUAUAUACAUAGAAACUUGUGGAUUAAGGAGGUUUCAUAUUAGAAAAACUCGUAAGUUUUAAUCAUAAUUUUAUUUGGUUUAUUUUAUAUGGUUGUUUUUGCAAUGUUUUUGCAAUGAUGGCACCCUUCUGAUGUGUGAAAGCUCCGCUUCAAAUCUGGGAUACGGCAUUUGGCAGAUUCGCCGCAGGUUUGAUUCCCAUUUAUCUUGAUCCAUACACAGAAUCAUGUGAAUGAGUUAACCUUUCACCACUUUGAUGUACUCACUAACAAAGUAGUAAAGAGCUCUGAACUGGCAGGAUGGUAGUCCUAUUAAUGUGGUUGCAAUAUGCACACAUGUUCUCCAGCAGUGUGGAUCACUCCAUGGGGAAACUGAUUACAUGGAGCAUUGUGUGUGUGUGUGUGUGUGUGUGUGUGAGAGAGAGAGAGAAAUUCUUUUGUUCUUUCUUACAGCGCAAUUUUAAGCCGUGUCCACUCGGAAGAAAAUCAGUUUCCCCAUGGAGCAAUCCACACGUUGUUGUUGUUGUUAUACUUCAUAAUAGCACACUUUUCACCGAAUACAUAUUCCUCCUAUUACAUCACACAUUUCAUCUAUUAUACAUUCUUCUAUUUCAUAUAUUAACCACCACAAGCAGUUCAAAAGGCCACAGAUAGCUCAUCUGCCAGGCCUUUGGCUAAUAAAACGGUGUUUUGGACUGGCACCUAAAGAUACGCAAUGAAGGCAGGAGGAGAGAUUCCUUGGAGAGAGCAUUCCACAAACGGGGAGCCCAGCACACAAAAAUGUCUGCUCUCCUGUGGCCACCUUCUGGGCCUCUCCUGGAACAGAGCUUUAAAAUUUCAUAAAGGGGAACAAACCGCUUGCAAGAUGUCAGUACCAUGGGUUGCAUUGACCCUGCACUGGGGUAAGGAAAGCUGCCCUUCGCUCAGGCCCACCGAACAGUGAAUGGUUAAGUCAGGUCAUGAUACGAUCAUGUGGAUCCAUUCUGAGUGAAUGCACAGAUUACCGUGGUCAGUAGCUGCCACAGUAGGAUUCUACAUAGCACAUCGCUUCAAAUACAAUUAGAUAAAGGAAAUUAACGAGCUAUGGGCAUUUGAAUCAGAAAACUUCAUUCAGGAAAGAAGGCUAUGAUGGUAGACAAGGAGGUCAGAAUAACAUUACAAUAGGCCCUUUCAUCGCUUUUAAGGCGCCAGAUUGUGUAGAUUAAUUUAAAUCACAAGAGUCUGUGCUGAAAUAAAUAAUGUCAUUCAUGCAGUUAUCUGUGACUGAUCAACCAAAUAAACCAAUUACAUGAUGAAAUAUUUUUAACAUCUCAUGAUAUGCUUUACUAGCGGUUUUCAAGGACUCUGCAAGUUCUAGAGAUCAUGAAUACCCCCAAAAUACAGAUUAGAGCGCAAUCUCAUAGUAGCCUAGCCAGCAAUAGAAACCCCUUCUUUGCUCUGAUGCUGAAACACUCAGAAUACCAGGGCUGGUUUAGCAAAAGUCAUGGACUUUAAUGUGCUGGAAUGUGUGUGAGAAUGUGUGGCACAUGCACACUAAGUAUGUAAGAGGCUGGGAAAGGGAGGGAGGCAUAAAGGGCAUAAAAUAAAUCUAUAACCACAUUCUGGAGUUUUGGAAAUGGCUUUACCUUGCCCCCAAGCUACGGGAUUCCCUCUUCACAGAGGCACAUCUGGUACCUUCAUCCUUUACCUUUUUGAGACCUAAGAUAUAAAUGUUUUAGGACCCGGCUUACUCUUCUGAUUGCAGAUUUCUUUAGAAUAUCAGCCACAGGGCUGUGAAGAUUAGCUAAAGAUGGGUUGGGAUCCUCUCACCACAAUAUUCUCAGAAUCAGAAUAUUCAGAACUAAUUAACAAUUUAAGUCAAACAGAUAUCCAGCAUUAAUGGAAGUCCAUUCGACACACUUUACAUGUAUUUCUUUAUUCAUUUAUUUUAUUAGAUUUGCAUACCACCCUUCAUCCAAAGAUCACAGGGCCGUUCACAACAUAAAAGUACAAAAUGAGAACACAAAAUACGUAAUGAAACAAAAGCAAACCAAUAAACACACACACCGCACACAUUUAAAAUGACGUAUAAUACAUUGCACACACUUUUGUAAAUCAACAAGUAAGGAGUUCAAAGCUUCCAUACAUAGCUAUAGAGAAAUCUAUUAACCUAGCAGGUUCCUAUUCCGAGGGAGCUUUCUGAAAACUGAACAGUUUCUCAGAAUGAGGCUCAAGCUGCAAAAAAACCCCACAACCUUUUGCAGUGCGUCUUGACCUGCAUGUAGUUGGCAACUGAAAGGGCAAAGAAAAAGUAGCUGAACUUUGUGCGGAGAAAUGAGAAAGCAGAGCAGAAUUAGGCAGAACGUUUCCAAUAAAAAUUCUACGGCUGACACAGUUGGUAUUAGCUGGUUGUGCACUGUAUAUUCCAACUGUCAGCCUCUGGGACAAAUUCUCACUGGGGCAACCUAUGGGACAGUCUAUCAACAGUGUGCAACACCUUCGUUGAAAGUGCUACGCUGGUUGCCAAUUUGCUACCCAGCUAGAUUCAGGGUUUUCCUACUGGGUUAUAAAGCCCUAUAUGCAUCUGGGCAGGAUCUGAGAAGCUGCCUUUCCCCUUCCAUCCCACCCUGGUCACUCAGAGGUGUGUGUGGAAGAAGACCUGCUAAUGCUGCCACAUGUCCCUGCGGCGAAAGUCUUCUAAGUGUUUUAGCACCAGUUCUCUGGAAUUCUCUUGCCUCAAAAGUGAAGCAACGUCCGGCAUUCUGCUAUUUUUGACGUUUGUUGAAGACAUUUCUUUUCUCCCACGCUUUCUCAAAUCAAUCAGUUUUGUUUCUGUGGUUUUAAACACUUUCUGGUUUUCAAGUUUUUGGGGGGUGUUUUUUGGUUUUGAAAUAAUAUAUAAUUUGAAAUAAUAAGUGUUGAAUUAUAACAAUACAAAAUACAUAUCCAUAUUUAGAGAUUUCUCUGAAUCUCCAGACUUCCCACCCUCUCCUCCAUGAGUCCUAUUGUCAACCUUUUCAACUGCAUAUUGUUUCAUAAUCCAUAUUUUAUAUCUCUCCAUAUUGUCCAUGAUAUUUGCUACAUUGCAAGUGUUAUUAGAAUCCUGCUAAUGUUUUCAUCUGCUUACAAUGGUCUCCUAGAUAAAUUAUCAUUUCCCCCCAUUCUUUAUUGAAAUCUUCUUGGUUCCUGAGCUUUCUGGUCAGUUUUGCCAGUUUGACAUAUUCCAACAGCUUGGUUUGCCAUUCCUCUCUGGUAGGGACUUUGUAUUCUUUUCGUCUCUGGGCUAGUAGCAUACAUAAAAAGUCUUUUCUGCUCUUUUGGGAUAUUAGUACCUCCAAUUCCUAAUAAAAAAAGGUCCUGGUUUUUUUAAUAAAAGUUAUUUUCAAGUUUUUAUGCUGACUUUUUAUCUGUAUUAGGUUUUAUAUUCUAUUUCGGAACACUGCUUGGGUAUUGCCUAAAUGGAGGGCACUUUAUAAAUGUUGGGGGGGGGAUGAUGUCUCUUCCAUACAAGUGAUGUCUUUAACCAAUGGGUCUCAAACCUUUCCCAACGUGCAAAGACAGGCUCUGGCAGAUUGAGCAGAUAAGACAAAUAGUCUAACGGUCAAGAAGGCGUUUUCUGCACGUGCUGUAGAGGGGAGUGAGGGGCAGGUGGGGCUUGUCAACAUGGGAAGGGAGCCCAUUUGGGAGAAAGGAAACUCUGAUCCCAAACUUCCACUGCCUUGUGGGAUAUCUUCGGGAGAAGAAAAAAGCUAAGGAGCAAACCCUACAUAGAUCUGAAUGGCUGGAGCAUCAAUUUACCUGCACUGUAGAAGUCCCAGAAUGCUGCCAAAAGUGGGUGAGCCUCACACCACCGCACUUUUCAAACAUCAUUUUGGAGGAAGAACCUCUCUGUUUUAUUUCUCCUCAUUAUCAAAUGUGAUCUCGUUUGCCUCUGAAAAGUAUUCUUAGUUUCUUUUCUCUCUCUGGACUCUAUGUCUGCUCUAUUCCCGUCACUCUGCUAAGUUCGGCUGUGCAAGGGUAAAUCUUUGCGCUAAUUGAACAAGAAUCUUGGUGCUACUUUGGAUAAAAGCUACCGGAUUUCAGCCUUAGGCUUCACUUCUAAUCCCACUUACUUGGGAGUAAACCGCCUUGAAAUCAGUAAGGCUUACUUUAGACUGGACUUGGUUAGAAUCACACUCAAGUUUGGCUCCAAAAGCCUAAGCACUCCUGCUUUCCAUAUUGUGAAAGCAUUUCAACCCCUCAAUCAUUUUAGUUGCCAUUUUCCUGGUUCUGUAAUAUCCUUUUUCCAGGGGUUGUUGCCCCCAAAGUAUUCCAAGCAGGUCUAUAUCAUUGAUAUAAUAGUGGCAUUUUGAGACUGUCACUCAUGGAAGAUCUCAGGAAUGGCGCUGGGAGCAGCCCAGAUGACUUUUAUCUGAACAUCCAGUCUCUCCUCCACCUGUGGCUCAGGGGUGCCAUGGAAAAAGCAGAACUCUUAAACAUUAAACAAGAUGCAGGAUCUUUUUCAUGACAACCUUUUAACAUGAUUAAGUCAAGGCGUGAUGGGUCAUUUGGGGUUUAUGUUUCACUCUGCUCCUUGGGACGCUUCUAAUGAAUGUCACGAUGUCAGAUUUCAGAUGCGGAAUGUGCAUUUUAAGUAAGCAGUUCUUAAGAAAUCUUCCCCCGUCAUAUUGCUUAACUGUUGUUGGGCAAAUGAUUUAUUGAAGCUCCCGAGGCAGCAGAACAUGGACUGUAGGACUGUUGGUUUUUGUCUGUGUAUGCGUUAAGGGCUACACUGAAUUAUUUUAUUGUAAGUGCGCACUGAUACAUCAUGCCUUGCGCUCGGGGAGACGUUUUCUGUACAAUCACAUUCCAUUAAAUAUUUAGCUUUGAAAAAACAAAGCCAUGAAAUUUACUAACUAGCCUGGCAUUGUAGGAUUGCUAGAGCUGUCUGUAGCGGCUCAUUGGAUGGGGCAAAGCCGUACACUAGCUUCCCAGCAAGUGGGUCUCUGUGGUUUACUGGGAAGGAGCUGGCGAGGCAGGAGGAAAGGUCAGUACGUUGCGCAGGAUAGACUAGGCUGGCGCGUUUGCACGGCAAGGACUUCCCUGCCACCUCUGAGGAACAGUGAACAGUGACCCACUUGCCAGGAAGUUCACUUAGUAUUUCCACCCCACUGGACGAGACACUCCUGCUUGCAGUCCUACCUGCACCUGUGUCUUCUUGAAUUUAUUUGGACUUGCACCUGAAGAAAACGAUAUAAGAUUGUGCUACAUGGCAGCAGUAAUGAUGAUGAUGAUGAUAUUAGUAGUAGUAGUACCCCACCCAUCUGGCUAGGCUUCCCCAGCCACUCUGGGUGGCUUCCAGCAGAAUAUAAAAAACAUAAUAAAACGUCAAACGUCAAAAACUUCCCAAUACAAAGCUGCCUUCAGGUGUCUUCUAAAAAUUGUGUCAUUCUUUAUCUCCUUGACAUCUGAUGGGAGGGUGUUCUACAGGAGGGCGAUACUACCCAGAAGGCCCUCUGCCUGAUUCCCUGCAACUUCACUUCUCACAGUGAGGUAACCACCAGAAGGCCCUCAAUGCUGGACCUCAGUGUAUGGGCUGAACAAUGGGGGUGGAGACAGACGCUCCUUCAGGUAUACAGGGCCGAGACUGUUUAGGGCUUUAAAGGUCAGCACCAGCACUUUGAAUUGUGCUCAGAAACAUCCUGGGAGCCAGUGAAAAUCCAUUAUGACCAGUGUUAUAUGGACCCGGCAGCCACUGCCAGUCACAAGUCUAGCUGCCACAUUCUGGAUCUUUCUCAUACUUUGAAUAAUAGAAUUGUAGAGUUGUAGUAGUCCAACUGCCUGCAAUGCAGGAAUAUGCAGCUGUCCCAUACAGGGAUCAAACCUGCAACCUGGGCAUUACCAGCGCCAUGCUCUAACCAACUGAGCUAUCUUACCUAGGAUUAAGUCCCACUGAGCCCUCACUUAUUGUAACACUAAGUUGAACUGUGGCUUGCCUUCUGGCAGUACUGCAGGAGUGGACAAGGGGCAAUGUGUCCGUGAUUUUCAUCCUAUGCUACUGUCACUGUAGUCCUGUCUUGGGGAAGGCUACAGUCCUAUACACAUUUACCUGGGACAUCCUUUGCUGAUCAACAGGGCAUACUUCACUGUACGUAUAUCAGCUGCUUUUAUUAUAUUAGGACAAAUCCAGUAAUUGCAAUAUAAUCUGUGGGUUAGACUGAGCAAUGUGCAUUCAAUUCUGCACGGAUGUAGUCUGGUACAUCGGUGUUAGUGAAAAUAACCUUCGCUGCAAAACGUCUACAAGAUUUACUUUCAGGUUUAAAAAAAGGGGGGAGAAUUAAAAUAUUCUAAUACUAGAGUACUUGAGUGCAUAUUAUUACCGCACUGGCAGAUUCUGCUUACAGGGAAAGUAUUUUAUAAAAAGCUAGGGAUUUAUCAUUUCUGCAUUUUGUUAGGGAAGAGGGAGAAUUGCAAAUGCUGUUCAUGUUAACCAGCUGUCGCUUAAUAGCUUGCUUAAUAGUAGCCCGGUGCUGCUGCUUGUCUUAACAUGAGUUUUCACUCAGCUUUUUCUUGUGUAGCAUCUGUGGAGUAGGCAGCUUAAUAGGGGUCUGUCGUUUGGAUGUACUCUUGACACUCUAGCUUUUUCUUAGCUUUGCCAAGGCCUAUUUGCCAUAUGCUGGAUGGAAGGGUAUCAAGGCUGCACUGCUUUCUCGUCUGUGAUCUGAUGCAUGGUACAUUUUUUGUUUCUCUGCGUAGGUGGCCGCCUAUAGGCAAACCUUGAAUUAUUGCCUUACUACUUAGAAGUAAUUGUGGAGUGGGGUGGGGGAGUUAGAUGAUUGCAAAGGGAAAGGGAGAGACAUUUCUUAAAGCCAAGGUUGCAACAUGCUAGCUCAGUUAGCUUUCUGCCCCCACUGCCCUAUAGCAGCCCCGGGGGGGGGGGGGACUUUAGCAUUGGCAUGUUGCAGAGAAUUCUGGAGAGCCAUUUAGGAUGCCCACUCAGUUCUUGAUGAUGAGCUGCCCCUUGGCCUCACGUGAACUGAAGGUGUGCCCUAGGGCGUUCCCAUGAAUCCUCUAUGACUGCACAUUACAGUGGGGAUUCAGUAGAGGGGGCCGCCUCAGGUCCAGUGACCAAAACUGGCCUCUCUGUAUAGGUUUCAGGACUUUGCCUGGUCUACACUGCCUCCUCAGCCACAACUGUUCUGCCCAGGCCACAUUCCUCACUGACUCAACUUCACACCCCAAUUAUUUUUUUGCCGGAAUGUGUCCUUGAAUUUUUACAUGGCUUCUUACUUGCCUGGACGGAGGACAGUGUCAGGGCAGGUGUCCGGAGCAGAUCAGCAAUAACUCACACGGCUUCAGGGAGCUCUUUAUUCAAAGAAACCAGGCAGCUCAGGAGGCCAGGCCUAGGGAGCACAGCAACUCUUUCUGGCAGAACUUGCCCCUAUGAGGCAGUUGCGAGGACUGAAGGUCCCCGCUUUCCCACAGCUCCCUAAGGCUCCUCUUCCCCUGGUUCCUUCCCAAGCAAUCUGAGGCUCUUUUGUCUUGCCUGUCUCUGCUCUGCCCUCUUCAUACCUCUUCAGGUUCUGGGGGACCAGGGGAAGGGGAGCUUAUCACAGCAGGAGGGGGAGACCCCCUGGCUUCCUCACCAGCCUGACUCAUUGCUACCUCUUGGCCCCCUUUUUCUCUGCCUCUGCCACUGAUUCUGGACUGCUGUCUGCCACAGCCUCUUCCUGCUCACUAAACCCCGUUGCCUCUUCAGCUUCCAACACCCCCUCCUCCUCCCAGUCUGUUCCCUCUGAUACUUCUGACCACUCAUCGUUGUCCUGCUAGCAAUCCCCUGGCUCUGAGUCUUCUCCCCUUGGGGGUCCCCUGGGGGUUCCCCAGCUGGUGCCUCCCACCACUCCUCUGCAUCCAGCCAGCCCAUGACAGAUAGAGAGAGGUGCUCUAGUGUGUCUAGAAAGUAGCCUAGCAGGCAAUGGUAAUAUUUACACCCACUGCACCGUCUGCUUUUACCUCUGGCCCUGCCUGUCACUUUCAUAUGGCCCCCAGAAGGUUAACCAGUAAUGAAUGUGGCCCUCAGUCUGAAAAAAGGUUCCCUAUCCCCGAUUUCCUACCUUUCAUUCAAGGGCUUAAGCCACUGUACAUGGUUUUCUUCCCACCCCCAUGUUAUCCUCACAACCAGCUUGUGAGGUAGGUGUGGCUGCCUUUGAGUGGGCCAGGGUCACCCAGUAAGCUUUGUGGAUUUCAACUUGGGUCCCACCCACUCAGUCCAACAUUCUUAAGCUCUAUGCCAGCCUCGUUCUUCCAAGUAAGCUUAUCCAUUGCUGAUCUCCCAGUUGAGAAAUUCCUGCCAAGCUUCUGAAGAACCCCCCGAGUUCCCUCAAACACAGUUUCAAAACCACUUCCCUUUGGUGCUGUGGUCUCUGCUAACAUGGGCAAAGCUUGCUGCUGAAUCAAAAAGCUACUAGUUAGGGAAGGGGGAAAGUUUUGGAGGGCUGCUCUGAACCUUCAGGGUCUGCGAAAGUGGCUUCAUGGCCAAAGCAUUGCAAAUGCCUCUGAUCACUCGGGGUGCUGUUAGUCCAAUUGCUGUUGUGUUGGGAUUUUUUUAACUUUAGAAUUGAGGUGCAUAUGAAAUGAUGGAAACCCUUAACCUGCUGGCAGCUUUACCGUUCUGUGUUCACAUGUGACAGACUGCUUUUUCUUCUUACGGACUGACAUUUUACCUCCUGAGUUCAACACCUUUUUAAAAAAAAAAAAGCCACACACACGUACAGUGCUGUUAAGGGAGGAAAUCAGCGGUGGAUCUUUUAAAAUAGUAACAAGAUUUUCUUCUCGUCAUUCUGAGCUUCAUAAAAUGAUAACUUGAGCUGCUUAUCUGUUGGUCUGACCGUUGCUUCUUGCUAUGGCUCUUCCAAAGCCUGAUUUCGGAUGCUUCAAGGAGCCAAGGCACAGCGAAGAAAAUGCACUGCUCUGAUUGCCUCUCGCUCUCUCCCCAUUGAUCUGCCUUUUCCGAGAGUUAUUUUAUCCAUAUUUUAUGUGCCCACGGGCAGUGGGUAAAGUUAAAUUAAAUAACCAUCUGAAAGGCCUCUGUUCUGUGGGGAAGUUUCCUGGCGUUUUGUAGAAAUCAUGAAAUGUAACAAGGCAAGUUCAGUAUAUUUAUCAAAACAAACAAACACAUACACAGCUUAUAGAAUCGUAGAAUUGAAGAGUUGGAAGGGACCAUGAGCUUCAUCUAGUUCAACUCCAUUAUGCAGAAAUCUCAACUAAAGCAUCCAUGACCAAUGGCCAUCCAACCUAACUGGCCUAUAAUUUCUGACCACCACCCAAUCCCUUCUUUGUUACAGUGACCACUUUCAAAUCCUAUGAUACAGAGGCCGAUUUUAGUGACAAGUUGUAUAUUUUUGAUGGAACUUCAGCAAUUUCACAUUUGAGUUCUAAGAACUCUUCAACAGAUACUCUCCAGACCCUUGCCGGUCAAUAAGACCUUGAACUUGUCACAAAUACUUGUCAUUCAUCAGGCUCCCUUCAUGGAAGAAUCAGUUCAGGCACAAGUAUCAGCCCUGUGUCUUCUGCGGUGAAGACAGAUGCAAAGAUGCAUAUCCUUGUGUGUUAUCUGGGUCCACUGUCCACAAUUAUUGCCCAUGACUUCCUAAGCGCAAAAGGUUGCAUGACUCUUCUGUAUUGGGACUUUGGUGUCAAAUAUCAUAUCCUAAUGAAUAGUCCUGAAGCAUUAUGUGUGGUUGCACUGACUUGUGUCAGGAAUUCCCCUUGGAUGUGCUUCUGCUGAUUUAGUAAUUGUAUUUGGCAAGGGAUAUACAAUGGUACCUCAGGUUAAGUACUUAAUUCGUUCCAGAGGUCCAUACUUAACCUGAAACUGUUCUUAACCUGAAGCACCACUUUAGCUAAUGGGGCCUCCUGCUGCUAAUGCCGCGCCGCCGGAGUACGAUUUCUGUUCUCAUCCUGAAGCAAAGUGCUUAACCUGAAGCACUAUUUCUGGGUUAGCAGAGUCUGUAACCUGAAGUGUAUGUAACCUGAAGCGUAUGUAACCUGAGGUACCACUGUAUUUGAUGUUUAAUAAUUACUGGACUUUAUUACAGUUUCCUCUGGGUUAUAUGAAAGGGACUGUUUUCUCCCCUCUCUCACACCCUAUUCGGAACUGUAAAUAUGUAUAUUUUUAAAUAUUCAACAUCGUGUUUCAGGUUGUCACAAAACAUUCCCAUCUUUGCAAGUUCCCAGCACAGCCAAGGAUAUUCGCAGUUCCUGGCUACUUUGCUUGAAGAAUUACACUUCAAAAAUGAAGAUUUUGAAAGUUUAACAAGAAUAUUCAGAAGCGAUAGUCUUCCAUACUGGUAAGUUCUUCUUUCAUUCGUGCCCCAUCUGCCACAACUUCAUCUUGUCUAUGAGUGGAAUCCAGUGGCUCCAUGUGAUGACAGAAGGGGAUACUUUUGCUAAUGGAGGGAUAGAGGUGAUUUUUGCUCCAUGGAGGGAACAUCCAGAGCAGGGUAGAAGGUUGUAUUCAGGCUUGCAGUAAGAAGAGCAAAUUGGCAAACAAAACAAAAAAACACACACACACACCCCAAAACCUUCCUCCCCCUGCUCUUCUGUAAGUGUUUGAAGGAUCCAAAACCCUUCCAUAAGCACAAAGAUCUCAGUUGGAUUCCACCCAGUGUCAUUAAAAAUAUAAGCACGCCGGUUGCAUUGGAGGGGUGAGAGAGGAGGAGUUGACGUGGAAAUGACUGGGACCGAAAGAUAAGAUUAUUGCUUAUCAAGAUGGUUCCAUUUGUCUCUUUAACCUUGUGUGAUCACUAAAAACAUUUAAUAAACACCACUUUGGAAUGAGUUAGCAAAAGCCUUCAAUUUAAGGCAGAGCAUCACUCUGGUCAGUGCUUGUUUGGCCCCAGCCAAAGCAUUCCGUUCAGUUACAUGUUACCACAUUGUAGGAAGGAUGUGGACAAGCCAGAGGAGAUUGAGAGGACAGGAGCGAGGUGAUAAAAAGGUUUUAAAACAGAAGAUGCAUGAAGCAAGAUUGAUAGGGCCCAAGUAUGUACAUAUUCAGGCCACAAAAAGCUGAUUUGGCAGGAAGGCAAGAUUGCAAAAAACCCAAACUGCGCACACACAUAUACACACACACUUAUUUAUUUUUGCAAACGGCUCUUUCCACUGACACUGAGGGAAGUAGGUUAGCACCACAAGCCUAUAUGUAGUUUCCCUCUGGUAGAUUCCAAUUGAAGGGAAACAAAUGAUUUGUGUAAUUUCUCCCUCAUUCCAGAGGCAUGACAGAGGAAAGGGAGGCCUUUGAUGUUCCUCUCCUGGCCUGCCCCAGUAUGGCUUAUUUUUGGCCUCUCCAACAUCACAGCUCCAUCUUCAUGGGAGCACCAGCUGUUAACUUUUCUUCAGCAUCCUGACAGCAGCUUGCAAGUUCAGAUCUCCCUCUCAGAAGAUGUCUUUCUCUGCCCUUGGACAUUGUUAUCAUUUAACAUAAUUCAGUAUUUAUUUACUGUUUUCUGUUUCCAUGUAUAGAUGAACUUUUUCACACAGUUAGGGCUUGAUACUUUUGGGACAUUACAGAUUAAGAGGGAUUUUUAUAUUUUAGAGUUCAUAUCAAAUGCCACUGAAUCAGAUGGCAUUCACCGGAUUAAGCAUAUCACUGAAAAUGAAACUGUAAUACAGUAGGUUUGAUAAUGAUGCUUUCAUGAUAUCGAUGGAACUUUUCUUUGUUCUUUUAUCUGCAGAAUAAGUUGACCAUCAUGCGCUUCUUUUUCUACGCUGAAAUUGGAUCAAGAUGUGAAGUGACACUGCCAAACAAAUUAAAUUAAGUACACCAAAUGGGGAAAACAACAAAAAUAAAACCUCUGUAAUUCACCAUUGAAUUUAACACAACCAUUGAAUACAUCAAGCCAAACUGAAGCUCUUGUAUGAUGAAUAUUUUUCAUCUUUCUCAUUUCUUCAGAUAAGUGGGCUAUGCUAAGAUUUGGACACUGAGACAGAUCAUCUUUCCGGGUCUUUCACUAUUUUCAUCAAGUUGCCCUAAUGGAGGGGUGGCUGUCCAGAUCCUACUGGACUUCAGCUUCUAUUAGCCACAGCCAUCAUGUCCUUUGUUCAGGGAUUAUGGGAGUUGUAGUCCACCAACAUUUGUAGAGCAAAAGGUUCUUCAUCACUAUAAUGGAACACCAACAUUUUGUGUGUGUGGCCGUGUGCCAUUAACUUCCUAAGGAAAUUGUGUCAUUCAGCAUUUCUGAAAAGUUAAAGCAAAUCUAAGGUGCAAUUCUUUGAUUCCCCCCCCCCCCCGAAAGAAGUGCCUUAGUAAAGUAUAUCAAAGAAACAUAAUCUGAAUUGUCAUUGCAGUAGUCACAAAAUAAUAUAACAUCCUAUGGUUAUUAUGAUAUGGAACUUCUUAAUAAAGUGCUUAUUUUGCUUAUUUACUUGAUUGUUUGAUUUCUAUCCCACCUUUCUUUCAAGGAGUUCCAGAGAAGAUCCAUGGUUCUUCUCCUCUCAUUUUAUUUAUUGGAGUACUUUCUCACCAAGCACCCUAUCAGACUUCGUUUUGCUCUACGAUGGUAUUGUACUGUGGAGGUUUCCAUCCUCAGCUUUUAAGAUUGCAUUACAAAAUCCCUGAUUGCAUCUUCAGAAACCAGAGAGCGCCCGUUCCUUUCCACAAUUAUGUUCCACGUAGCGUAUUGCCUUUACAGUAUCUGCAGUUAGGUCAGUUGCUUGGCAGCCUACUUUGCCAGCACAAUCCUGCUCCUUCCAAAUGUGUUUUGAGGGGCAUCCACAGAAGGGGGUCUGAGCCUGAGUGCGCUGGGCAGGAUCUAUAAAAGAGCAAAAUAAUAUUGUUGUUUUUGUCAACUCCCAAGCCCUUUCUUUUCACCAGGUCUUUAUUUUUACAUUUCCUGUCAGCUUAGCAGCAUGAUUUUUACAGGUUUAUUUUGGGCUCAGUGCUUAGUCUUCUACAACCAUUUGAGCUUACAUUUUUUUAAAAAAGGGUUAGUCUUGUAAUCUUUUAAGAGGAUGUAUUUGUAUCUGAAUAAUAAAUCCAUUUAACACACACACCCAAUUUCAACUUGUUAAUUGCUAGAACUCUUAACUUGACUGCCCUUUUCCAUCUCCAGCACGUUUGGUGGAUUUUUUUGGUGGGGGAGGGGGAUACGGGCUUUGUUUUCCCUCCCUUUGCUCAUAAGGUGGAGUCGGUCAAGGUGCUAUUUUCCUUUACAGUCCUAUUAUUCAGAAGGCAAAUUGAGCCAGGUGAAAGAUGCACAUUUUUUACUUUGGGGGACAAAGUCCCAUUUACUAUAAAGAUGAGAUUGUCUAGCAUAGGUGAUCUUAUUUCUAAGUAGGAAGUGCUGCCAUUGGGUAUAGGCAGAACAUGGAGAAUCCUCAUGCUUAAAGUAUAGAUCUUCGGGAGAAUCAGCUCUCUAAUUUUAUAACUUUUUUUUUUUUUACCAACUUUUCCUGGCUCCCUUGCCCCCUCCCAGGAAUUCAGGUAGUCACAGUUUGAUGAAGGUGUUGAAACUUGGUUAGAGAUCCCAGGACCUCCACAUAGGUUCAGGGGUUAUGAGUACAGUUGUACCUUGGAAGUCUAACAGAAUCCAUUCCAGAAGUCUGUUUGGCUUCCAAAAAUAGCUCACAAACCAGAACAGUCACUUCCAGGUUUGUGGCGUUCGGGAGCCAAAACGUUAGAGAACAAAGCUGUUCAGAAACCAAGGUAUGACUGUUCAAGACCCCUCAAACUAUCGCCCCAUAAGUCUCCUGGACAUUGUGUAUAAACUUUACACUCGCUACCUGCUAAAUAAACUGGUUGACUGGGCUGACCACUCUAACCUGCUUAAUCCGGAACAGGCAGGGUUUAGAAAGGGCCAUAGUACAACAGGCCAUUGUUUGGUACUACAGACAAUGAUAGAUAAGUAUACAAAGGUACAUAAGAGCAAACUUUUUGUGGCUUUCGUAGAUCUCACAUCCGCUUUUGAUUCAAUCUGUAGGGACAAAUUAUGGCAAAAAUUAUAUGAAACAGAUAUUGAUAGACGACUUCUCAAAAUACUUAGAGAGUUACAUUCAGACACCACAGUUAAAAUCAGAACUGGGAUGUCAGGCAACUAUACUGAUCCACUGCCACUGGGGAAAGGGGUUAAACAGGGCUGUUUGUUAGCGCCGUUCCUCUUUAAUUUCUAUAUAAAUGACAUUGUUCAACAUAUGGCAAAGUAUAAGUCAUCAGCUCCUGCCCUGGAAGGCAAACACCUGAAUAUAUUACUAUAUGCUGAUGACAUGGCUGUCAUGGCACUUACUCGAAGGGGCCUACAUAGCAUGCUGGAGGGGCUCGCAGCUUAUUGUUCCCAAAACUCUCUAAAGAUAAAUUAUGACAAAACAAAAAUUGUGGUAUUUACUAGAGCUCGCCACACAUUUAGAUGGUCUUUAGAUGAACACAAAAUUGAACAGUGUCCUUUUUUUAAAUAUCUUGGUAUCACUUUCCAAGCUACAUCUAGCUGGCUUGCCCACUUCAAGACUGUAGCCCUUCUAACACGUAGGACAAUCGGUGCCCUGCUCAGCUUUUUUUAUUCGAGGGAGGGCAACUGGUGAUCCCGGCAUUAAAAGCUUUUGUUGGAAAAGUGAUUCCCCAGAUGCUAUAUGGAGUAGAACUCUGGGGAUGGAAUCAGAAGCUGUUAGAACGGCUUGAAAUCUUCCAAAAUUUUUACCUCAGAAGAAUUCUAGGCCUCCCUCAGAGUACUCCGGCAGCUCUCCUAAGAGUGGAAGUAGGAUUACCUUCUGUGUCUGCCAGGGCCCACUUAAGAUUCCUGCGUUUUUCACCAACCUCACAGAUGCCCCGAACACCUUAUUGGCUAAACAAGCCUUUGUAUUAUUACAAAAUAAUACUACUUGGCAUAAAAACCUACUAGAUAUCCUAUCCAGAUACAAUCUACCUGAGUUUAAUACCCUUAAAUUGUGGAGCCCUGAUAAAGUUCGGGAAUGGAUCUUUGAAAAAGACGCCUUUUGGACUCCACAAAGAUAAAAACUCUGGGUUUUCCUACUGGUUUCCCGAGUAAAAGCAGUCAAAAUCUGUGCCAACUACUUGGUGGAGAUCACUGACCCCACCCUUCGGAGAGCUUUCACUAUGGCACGGUUUCAAACACUGCCAACUGCAUAUCUGACCGGUAGAUUCACAAAAACCCCAGUAGAACAUCGUUUAUGCCCUUGCCUUAUGAAAAUUAAAGAGGAUCUUACACAUUACCUCCUCUAUUGCCCCAUCUACUCGAGCUUUAGAGACGCAUUGCUGCAAAUUAUACCCAACUCUAUAACCAAUCCUGAAGAUAGAGUAAAAUUUUUGUUAGUUGAUGCAAACCCACGUAUUACCCAUGUGGUAGCGGUUUUUGUGAUAAAGGCCAUGAAAGCCAGGGAAAGAUUUAUGGAUGACAAUGUAAAGACCCCUUCAUCGUCUGUUUAACUCGUUGCUCGUUUUCCCUCUCUUUCUAUUUUGUAGGAUGAAGGUUUUGUUGGCGUAGUAUGUAAUGAAUUUUAAUAUUUUUUUUAACUAUCGUUGUGUUAAUGUUUGUGUACAGGCAUGGUCCUCACAAUAAACGGAUUUGAUUGAUUG
Molecule: messenger RNA, 53848 nt
Organism: Podarcis lilfordi (Lilford's wall lizard)
Lineage: Eukaryota; Metazoa; Chordata; Lepidosauria; Squamata; Lacertidae
Source: the annotation of a GenBank genome assembly